Diprion similis is the source of this 50914-nucleotide messenger RNA. Its product is annotated as titin-like. The record is from RefSeq and is a predicted model, not a curated record. The coding region runs from base 1 to 49824 and encodes 16607 amino acids. Gene Ontology annotation, molecular function: protein binding. The transcript has 46 exons. Lineage: Eukaryota; Metazoa; Arthropoda; Insecta; Hymenoptera; Diprionidae.
AUGAUAGUUCAUUUGCGGAACGGUUUCACGUUACAUUUUGUAGCACGUUGCUGUUUGACUUAUGCCUGUGUAACCGAGUGUCUAACUGGAGUGACCUGCAAUGUGAUAAGUCUCUCUUAUAAUCAGGAAUUUCGUAUUGCAGAACGAAAGGGGGUUUAUUACGAAGCCCCUGUUCCCACUGAGAGUGGUCCCGGUGCUAAAACCGGGAUAAAACCAACUAAGGGUUCCUCUGUCGGAGGCACCGGACUUUCACCCAACGACAAUGACGUUGAGUUGAUUGAACUCGAUGAAGAGGGCCGCCCCAUAGGGGAGCCUCUCCAACCGGGAGAUGAGACGUUGCCCUGGCGGAAAGGGCGUGUUUAUCACAGGCCUAGCGUAAAGAACGUAGCGCCAUGGAGAAAGGCAAGGCCAAAGUCGAGAGAUACUUCUCUCGAUAAAUUGCAGCAGGCAAGGCUACAGCAGGAAGUGAAACCUUGGACUGAGGAAGAGGUGAAGCUUAAGAAAGCCCCUCAGACGAUCAAAGAGAUUCCAAAAGAGAAGUUGGAAGAGGUCGAACUGAAACCAGCUAAGACAGAGAAAAGAGAAAUCAGGAAACCAAGCCUUGAGUACGUUGAUCUGAAGCCUGUUGAUAAGGAUGGUACGUCAGUCGACGAUCAGACGCCAUCCAGGUUGCUAACGCAUCCCAGAGAAACGGCGGAAGAUGUCGAAACUAAUGAAACUACUACGCUUAAAGUUCCGUCCAAACUUGAUGAGACUGUUCCUUGGACUAAGGAAAAGAUUCAACUGAAAAAAAGUAAACCGGAAAGAAAGGACAUUCCAAAAGAAAAGGUUGAAGGUGUUCAACUGAAGCCAGUGAAGUCUGAGGUGAAAGAUGUCGAAGAAAGCACUUUAGAACGAGUAGAUUUGAAGCGGUUGACACAGACAGGAGUAAAACAGUUUGACGAAACAGUCGAGUCGACAUCCGAAUAUGUGGAAUCAGAUGACUCCCAACUUUUGAAUAUAAGAAGAGUCAGUAAAACAGAUAUCGUAUCGAAGAUUCCCGAGAGACCCAAACCGUGGACUGAGGAGAAAAUUUCACUGAAGAAAGCUAAACCUGAUAAGAAGGAAGUUCCUAAAGAAACCAUCGAGGAUGUUGAAUUGAAACCAACAAAACCUGAAAAACGAGAUGUUGACAAAAGGGGCUUGGACAAAGUCGAACUCAAGCCUGUAAAAGUAAAGACAACCGAGGAUGUGGUGGAUCAUUCGAAAUCAAUCUCCGAGUACGUAGAAACGGAUGAAACAAGCACUUUGCAAGUUGGAAGAAUUGUGGAAUCCGAUGUUAAGCAAAAACAGCCUGUAGAAAAGCCCAAGCCAUGGACGGAGGAAAAAAUUACUUUGAAGAAAGCAAAGGGCGAAAAGAAAGACAUUCCUCGGGAAACAAUAGAAGACGUUGAAUUAAAACCAUCGAAACCCGUGAAAAGGGAUAUCGAAAUACCGGAGUUAGAUAAGGUUGAGCUUAAACCUCUGAAACAAAAGCUCAUUAAACAUGACGCAGAAUUAUCUCAGACAACGUCCGAGUACGUAGAGUCGGAUGAGACAAAUAUUUUGCAAGUUGAAAGAGUCGUUGAGUCAGAUGUCACACGAAAGCAGCAUGAAAAGCCCACGCCGUGGACGGAAGAGAAAAUUUCUUUGAAGAAACCCAAAGCCAACAAGACUGAAAUUCCGAAAGAGACUGUCGAACAGGUUACAUUGAAACCAAGUGUACCUCAGAAGCAGGUCAUCGAUAAACUAGCAGUGGAAGAGAUUGAGUUGAAGUCAACGAAGAAAGACGUGAAAAAAAUUGUUGCCAAAGACGCUAGUGCAACGACUGAAUCAGAAGAACUGUUAGUAGAAACAGAGGAUACGUCUACAUUAACGGUCGCAAAGAAAAUAGAUGAAAGACAGAAUAAAGAGGAUGUGGCGAAGGUGCCGGAACAAGUUAAACCAUGGACUGAGGAAGCCGUCACUCUGAAGAAAACGCCAAAACAGAUUAAAAAAAUCGAGAAGCCCGAGCCAGUAACUGUAGAACUCCGACCAGCCACCGCCGAUACAAAGCUGACAACCACGCAGCAGGUGGAAACAGUACAGUUGAAAUCUGUAAAGGACGAGUACCAUGUUCAAGAAGAUAAAAAUAUCCUAGCAGUAGAUAAGAAGGAAGAAGUGAUCGAAGAAGAGGAAAUAGAAGAAACUACUACUGCUGCUUGGCGAAAGGGCAAAAAGAAACCGAAGCCAAAGAUGCCGUAUUCUGUGGAAGAAGACACGCAAAUUCUCAAAACUGAUACGGAGGUUACCGAAGAACAACGCGUUACUGAAGAGGUUGCGGUAUCCUGGCGCAGAGGUAAAAAGCCACAGAAGCCCCUAGAAGACCAGGCUCCUGAGGAUAUUAAACCUGAAGAGGAAAAGCCCGUUGAGAAAACUGAAUUACCUUGGAAGCGUGGAAAGAAGCCUGGUAAGGUUGUUCAUACUGAACAUGAAAUUCAGCCAGAUGAACAGGCUUCUGAAGACGGUAAGCGUGAGGAAGAAAUACCCACUGAAACAACAGCUAUACCUUGGAGGCGCGAAAAGAAGCCUGUUCAAGUUACUGAAGUUUCCAAGGAUACACAACCCGAAGAUGUUCAACCUGGACAGGUGACUGAUCAACCUGACGAGGAGGAACCAGAUGAUCAAACAUCUAAACUGCCUUGGCAAAGAUCCAAGAAAGUGCAGCGUAAAGUUGUUCAGGAAGAAGAAGAAAAUGUCGAAGACAUAAGAUCCGUAUCGUUAAAAUCUGUGAAACGAUCUCAAAAGCCAGAGGAACGUGAAGAUACGGAGCAAGUUCAAUUGAAGCCGGUCAAACGUCUUCCUAAAAAAGAACAGGUGACGGAAGAAAUAACACUGAAGCCUAUUGACAAGCCGACCCCAGAUGAAACACUGCCGAAAGAGGAAAUUAUUCCGGAAAAAGUUACCGAUCAACCUGAGGAUGAGAAACCAGAUGAUCAAACAUCCAAAUUACCUUGGCAGCGAGGCAAGAAAGUGCAGCGUAAGAUCGUUCAGAAAGAGGAAGAAACGGUUGAAGAUAUAAAAUCCGUGUCACUAAAACCGGUAAAACGGCCUCAAAAGCCAGAAGAACGUGAAGACACGGAGGAAGUUCAAUUGAAGCCGGUCAAACGUCUUCCUAAAGAAGAACAGGCGACGGAAGAAAUAACACUGAAGCCUGUGGAAAAGCCGACCACAGAUGAAACACUGCCGAAAGAGGAAAUUAUUCCGGAAAAAGUUACCGAUCAACCUGAGGAUGAAAAACCAGAUGAUCAAACAUCCAAAUUACCUUGGCAGCGAGGCAAGAAAGUGCAGCGUAAGAUCGUUCAGAAAGAGGAAGAAACGGUUGAAGAUAUAAAAUCCGUGUCACUAAAACCGGUAAAGCGAUCUCAAAAGCCAGAGGAACGUGAAGACACGGAGGAAGUCCAGUUGAAGCCGGUCAAACGUCUUCCUAAAGAAGAACAGGUGACGGAGGAAAUAACACUGAAGCCUGUGGACAAGCCAACCCCGGAUGAAACACUGCCAAAAGAGGAAAUUAUUCCGGAAAAAGUUACCGAUAAACCUGAGGAUGAGAAACCAGAUGACCAAGCAUCCAAAUUACCUUGGCAGCGAGGCAAGAAAGUGCAGCGUAAGAUCGUUCAAAAAGAGGAAGAAACGGUUGAAGACAUAAGAUCCGUAUCGUUAAAACCGGUAAAACGAUCUCAAAAGCCAGAAGAACGUGAAGACACGGAGGAAGUUCAAUUGAAGCCCGUCAAACGUCUUCCUAAAGAAGAACAGGUAACGGAAGAAAUAACACUGAAGCCUGUGGACAAGCCAACCUCGGAUGAAACACUGCCAAAAGAGGAAAUUAUUCCGGAAAAAGUUACCGAUCAACCUGAGGAUGAGAAACCAGAUGAUCAAACAUCCAAAUUACCUUGGCAGCGAGGCAAGAAAGUGCAGCGUAAGAUCGUUCAGAAAGAGGAAGAAACGGUUGAAGACAUAAGAUCCGUAUCUCUAAAACCGGUAAAACGAUCUCAAAAGCCAGAAGAACGUGAAGACACGGAGGAAGUUCAAUUGAAGCCCGUCAAACGUCUUCCUAAAGAAGAACAGGUGACGGAAGAAAUAACACUGAAGCCUGUUGACAAGCUAACCUCAGAUGAAACACUGCCGAAGGACGAAAUUAUUCCCGAAAAAGUUACCGAUCAACCUGAGGAUGAGAAAGCAGAUGAUCAAACAUCCAAAUUACCUUGGCAGCGAGGCAAGAAAGUGCAGCGUAAGAUCGUUCAGAAAGAGGAAGAAACGGUUGAAGACAUAAGAUCCGUAUCUCUAAAACCGGUAAAACGAUCUCAAAAGCCAGAAGAACGUGAAGACACGGAGGAAGUUCAAUUGAAGCCCGUCAAACGUCUUCCUAAAGAAGAACAGUUGACGGAAGAAAUAACACUGAAGCCUGUUGACAAGCCAACCUCAGAUGAAACACUGCCGAAGGACGAAAUUAUUCCCGAAAAAGUUACCGAUCAACCUGAGGAUGAGAAACCAGAUGAUCAAACAUCCAAAUUACCUUGGCAGCGAGGCAAGAAAGUGCAGCGUAAGAUCGUUCAGAAAAAGGAAGAAACGGUUGAAGAAAUAAAAUCGGUGUCACUGAAACCGGUAAAACGAUCUCAAAAGCCAGAAGAACGUGAAGACAUGGAGGAAGUUCAAUUGAAACCGGUCAAACGUCUUCCUAAAGAAGAACAGGUGACGGAAGAAAUAACACUGAAGCCUGUGGAAAAGCCAACCCCAGAUGAAACACUGCCGAAGGAGGAAAUUAUUCCCGAGAAAGUUACCGAUCAACCUGAGGAUGAGAAACUAGAUGACCAAACAUCCAAAUUACCUUGGCAGCGAGGCAAGAAAGUGCAGCGUAAGAUCGUUCAAAAAGAGGAAGAAACGGUUGAAGAUAUAAAAUCCGUGUCACUGAAACCGGUAAAACGAUCUCAAAAGCCAGACGAACGUGAAGAGACGGAAGAAGUUCAAUUGAAGCCGGUCAAACGUCUUCCUAAAGAAGAACAGGUGACGGAGGAAAUAACACUGAAGCCUGUGGACAAGCCAACCCCAGAUGAAACACUGCCGAAGGAGGAAAUUAUUCCCGAGAAAGUUACCGAUCAACCUGAGGAUGAGAAACCAGAUGACCAAACAUCCAAAUUACCUUGGCAGCGAGGCAAGAAAGCGCAGCGUAAGAUCGUUCAAAAAGAGGAAGAAACGGUUGAAGAUAUAAAAUCCGUCUCACUGAAACCGGUAAAACGAUCUCAAAAGCCAGAGGAACGUGAAGACACGGAGGAAGUCCAGUUGAAGCCGGUUAAACGUCUUCCUAAAGACGAGCUAACGGAAGACGUGAACACCCUAAAACCUGUGAAAACUAAACAAGAAGAAAAAGCUAAGCCCGUUGAAGAAACCGAAGAUCUCAAACCUGAUCAAAAAGAGAUUCCGAAGGUAGAUACUCCUGAAACAACUGAAACUACAGUGUCCUGGCGAAAAGGAAAGAAGCCAUCCAAAACAAGACCUUCUACCACAGAGCAGCCUAAGGAAACAACGGAGACUGCUGAAGAAAUUGUGGUAGAAGAAGGUGAAUUGCCAUGGAGACGUGGAAAGGAUCGUGUCACAAAAACCAAACAAUCUGUAGAAGUUGUUGAUCAACGACAAGUCGUAAAAGAAAUUGAAAUUUCUGAGCAGCAAGUGACAGAGAAAAUGGUCUCAUCCGAAAUUACAGAAAUCCAGGAUGAUGAACAAAUCGAAGAUAUCCGCAGUGUCACUUUGAAGAAAGUGAAGCGUGACAAAAAACCCGACGAGAAGACGGAUAGAGAACAAAUUAUCCUUAAACCAGUGAAGAAAAUACCCAAAGAUGAAGAUACCAUUGAAGACAUUAAACUAAAACCUGUUAAAAAACCUGAAGUUGAAGAGGAGAAACUUGAAGAAGGCAAGCCGAAGACAAUUAAACCCGAACAACCUUCUGAAAAGGUCGAGGAAGUCGUCACUUUGAAACCUGUCAAGAGGAGCAAAAAGCCAGAAGAAACAGAAAAAGAAGAAAUUCAGUUGAAACCAAUUGAUAAGACUAAGAUCCCAGAAAAAGUCCCGCAUGAAGAAGUUUCUACGGAGUUGACCGAAGAGUCCGUACCAGAAGAGCCUGAUGAAAAGACUACCGCCUCUUGGCGUCGUGGAAAGAAACCCAAAAAGGUUGUAGAAACUCCAGUUGAAGAACAGCCAGAGACAAAACCCCAGGAAGAAGCUGGCUUAGAAGAGAUCGUUGAGGAUACUACGUCAAUUGAGAUUUCCCUCAAACCUGAGAGCAGAAAGACUAAAAAAUCCAAAAAAGUUGUUGAAUUUGAGAAAGACGUGACAGUUGUUCCACUGGACCAGGAAGAGGAGAUUACCGAAGUCAUCCGAACAGAGAAAGAAAUUAUCAGUCAGGUCGAAAAAUCUAAGCCAGAAAAAUUAAGGCCACCUAGACGUGGUCGACUUCCCGAGGAAAAACCAGACGAAGUUGAAACGGUUCAUCUCAAACCAAUUCCCAAAAAGUCCACCGAAUCGAAAACACCAGAGGAGACAUCACAUGUUUCACUGAAAAAGGAUAAGCCAAAGGACGAUGAGAGUUCGGAAAGAAUAGACCUAGAAUUAACUCCAAAGGAAGUAGAAGAUAAAAUUAGGGAAGAACCGCAAGAGCAGACAGAAUUACCUUGGCGACGUGGCAAAAAGAAACCUGAGCCUGUUGUUGACGAGAAGCAAAGAGAACCUCAGGUUUCUGAGAAGAGUCCUAAAGAAAAAUCCGAGGAACCAGUUGAGCUCUCUUGGCGCACUGGUAAGCGAAGGCCACGAGAACCUGAACAGCCCAAGGAGGAAGUUCACUUGAAACCUAUUCCGAAAAAAGAAUCAGAAGAGGAGGUUCCUGACAAGGUGAAGUUGAAGCCCAUUAAAAAAGAAGAGAAACCGAAGUCUGAUGAUGCAGAACAAGUCUCUCUAAAGCCUGUCCCACAGAAACCAGUUUCUGAAGACCAACCGGAAGAUGUUCAAUUAAAACCGAUUCCAAAAACAGAAGUCGAAGAGGACUUACCUCAGCAGUUGAAACGUAGACCAAUUCAGAAAGAAAAACCGGAGGACAAGCCAGAAGAAGUUAAGCUUAAACCUGUCAAAAAGGGAAAGAAACCAACAUCGGAAGAAAAAGAAGUGGUAUCUCUGAAACCAAUCCCACAAAAAUCAGUUACCGAAAAGACAGAGGAAGUAGAAUUGGAGCGCUUACGAAAACCUUCUAUUGAUCAACAGAAAGUUGAGCAGCCCGAAGUGCAGCCUGAAAAACUCGAAGAAGUGCUCGAAAAAGAUCAGCCAUCUGAAACUGUACAGCUACCAUGGAAACGCGGUAAGAAACACAAGAAGCCCGAACAGGUGGCCGAAAAACCUGAAGAGGUCAGACUAAAGCCUGUCAAGAAAGAAAAGAAGCCAGAGACCGAAGAUGUAGAACAAGUCUCUUUGAAGCCUAUACCUCAAAAACCGGUUGCCGAAGACACUGAAAAAGUGGAGGUCGAGCGUCUCAGAAAGCCAUCUAUUGAUGAUCACGAAGUUGAGCAGCCGGAAGUGCAGUUGGAAUUGCAGCCUGAAAAACUCGAGGAAGUGCUCGAAAAAGACCAACCAUCAGACGUGGCACAGCUACCAUGGCGACGGGCUAAGAAACCCAAGAAGCCUGAACAAGUUGAAGAAAAACUAGAAGAAGUUCAAUUAAAACCUGUCAAGAAAGAGCAGAAACCAAAGUCUGAAGAUGUAGAACAAGUCUCUCUGAAGCCUAUACCUCAAAAACCGGUUGCUGAAGAGCAGCGGGAAGAAGUACAAUUGAAACCGAUUCCAAAAACAGAAGUCGAUGAGCAAGUGCCUGAGCGUUUGAGGCGUAAACCUGUUCAAAAAGAAAAAUCCGAAGAUAAGCCAGAAGAAAUCACGCUGAAGCCCGUAAAAAGGGGAAAGAAGCCGGUGCCAGAUGAAAAAGAAAUAAUAUCUCUGAAACCAAUCCCAUCAAAAACAGCUACCGAAGACGAAGCAGACGUUGAACCUGAGCAACCAGAAUUACAGCUUGAAAAACUCGAGGAAGCUCGUGAAGAAGAUCAGCCAUCUGAAACAGCACAGCUACCAUGGCGACGCGGUAAGAAACCCAAGAAGCCGGAACAGGUGGAGGAGAAACCAGAAGAGGUUAAAUUGAAGCCUGUAAAACGGAAGGACAUUGAGGAAGUUGACCAGCCUGAAGAAAUUGUACUGAAACCGGUAAAGAAACAAGACGUUCCAGAAAGCGUGAAGCCUGAAGAAUCCAGGCUAGAACCUACAUCAAUUGUUGAAACAAAGAAAGAAGAUAUUACCGAGGAGACAGUGACGUCGGUAGAAGAAGUUAAGAUCGGGAAGAAACAGAAGACAGUUAAGAUCAAUACCAAAGCCAUCGAGAUCAUUGACGACAAGCCAGUUGACGAAAUUACAGAAAUCACGGAAAUGGACAUUACGACUAAAAAGCGUAUGGAUACAAAAGAAAUCGUUGAAAAAGACGUUCAACCCGAGGAACAAAAGCGCAAACGCAGACAGAGAACCCAAGUUGACAUAUCGAUUGCUGACAAAACUAAAAAAGUUGCUCCAAGAUUCAUACAAAAGCUCCAACCCGUUAUCGCUGAGCCAGAGAAACCAGCCAAAUUCACUUGCACAGUGAUCGGUAAUCCUUUCCCGGAAGUAGCGUGGUACAGGAACGAACAGGAAUUACAUGCUAGUGAGAAAUACAUCAUGACGGUUGUCGAAACCACAGCAACACUGGAGAUUACGAAUGUUAAAGAGGAAGACGUGGCGAUGUAUUCUUGCAGAGCCUCUAACCCGGCCGGUGUUGCUACCUCAACAGUGAAUCUAGUCAUAUUCGAAAAAGAAGAGGAAGGUGUCGCACCACACUUCACAACACCGAUCAAGCCAUUGAUGGCUGAAGAGCACAAGCCAGCUACUCUGGAGUGCAUUGUUACAGGAACUCCAACGCCUGAGGUGAAAUGGUAUCGCGGAGAGAAGGAGGUAAAGCCGAAGAAGGGAACAGAGAUAACAUUCAAACCAGAAACUGGAGAGGCCAAGCUGACUAUUCUAGAACCAACCCCCGAAGACGAAAAGGUCUACAGAGUUCGCGCAGUGAAUAAAUUCGGUCGAGCUGAAUGCAGGGCUAACUUGCUUAUCACUAGUUCGGUAUUAGUCACAAAACCUGAGGUGAUGUACGCUCCAAAGAUUACCAAACCUUUGCCAGCACUGAUAGCAGAAAAGGGUAAGCCGUUAGUAUUAACCGCCGAUUUCGAAAGCAAGCCAAAGGGUGAAGUCAAGUGGUUCAAAAAUGGCACUGAAAUCAAACCGUCACCUAAACAAAAAAUAGAAAUCUUCGAAAAUACAACCGAAUUAACAAUCACCGAUGUCUCAAAGAAAGAUAGUGGAAAGUAUGAGGUCAGAGUACAGAAUCCAGCCGGCGAAGCCCGCAGUUCAGGAUCUGUCACCAUCACGAAGCAACAAGAGUCACCUGACGCAGUGCAGGCACCAAGGUUCAUCGAACCUCUUCAACCACAGAUCGUCGCUCCGGGUGAAGUCGUCAUUAUGGAAGCAAGAGUCGAGUCAUACCCUACAGCAUCAUUCCAAUGGUUCCACAACGAUCAUGCCCUCAUGUCAACCCCUGAGCUAAGAAUCGUGACUCUAGAAAAUCGGUCCAUUCUUCUCGUCAAAGAGAUUGUCCCAGAAUUUGCUGGCUCGUAUACGUGUCGCGCCGAGAACGUUGCUGGAUCUGUAACCUGCACAGCGAGUGUCAAUAUUACCGAUGAAACCUGGGAAGAAACGGUUGAACUGCUUUCGCCUACGUUUGUCAGAAAAUUAUCACCCGUCAGGGUCAUGGAUGGUGAAAGCGUGAACCUGACCUGCGUCGUUCAGGGUAAACCAAUCCCGAAAGUCGAAUGGUUCCACGACAACAAGCCGAUCAAGGAAGGAAAAGAAAUUACCAUUCUUCAGGAUACCGAGGGCGUUUGUAGUCUCGCAAUCACGGAAGUUUUCCCCGAAGAUGCUGGCGAAUAUACCUGCCAAGCGAUUAAUCCUGUUGGCGAAACAAUCUGUACCACGUCUCUCGUGGUUGAAGCAUAUGAAUACGUACCGGAUUCAGAGAUAGCGUCAUCGAUUGUUGCAACUUCCCUAAUCACUGGGCAGAGUGGCUCAGAAGAGGAUCUGCUAUCUCCUAAGGAGACUCCACUUUCAGAUACUGACACAGAGGAUUCUGCACCAGAAAUAACGAAGAAACUUCCUCAGUUAAUUCCUACAAAAGAUGGCGAAUUAACUAGAUUGGAAGUUAAAGUCAAGGGAAAGCCCAAGCCACAAGGAAAGUGGUACAAACAGGGCAUGGAAAUUGUUCCAUCGGAAGAGUUCCAAAUUGAAGAAUUUGACGACGGAACAUCAGUGCUAACCAUAACCGAAGCAUAUCCGGAUGAUACCGGUGAAAUUGUGUUUGAAGCGCACAAUCCUUUGGGCGUCUCGACAACUACUACAUAUCUAUCUGUAGGAGGUAUUCUCGGAACGAAGGAUUACAGAAAACCAGAAUGGGUUACCCAUAUGGAGGAAAUGCAAGAAGCUCUUCGAGCUACACAAUCUGUACCGCGAUUUAUUCAAGAAAUUACUCCUACAUACGCUCAAGAAGGAGAAAAUGUAGAAUUUGAAUGCACAUACUCAGGAAACCCUGAGCCAGAUGUUGUCUGGUACAAGAAUGACAAACUCGUGAGCAACACUGAGAACUUAAAAGUGCGACUAAAGGGUAAUUCAAAGACGUCCUUAACGAUAAAACGUGCUACAAAAGAAGAUGAUGGAAUCUACGUUUGCAAGGCUACCAGUGAUAUUGGUCUCGCCAUCACCAAAGCCAGGCUGCACGUCAGCGAUGUCACUGGAGCGCCACUGCAACCACAAGAAGAGGAAAAGCCGGAAGAAGUGAAGCCUGAAAAGAAGCCGGAGAAGAAGAAGAGGCAUGAAAUUAAAAAAGCCCAUGCCGCAAAGGAAAAAGUUAAGCCAGAACGUGUGAAGACCGACAAAACAACGACGGUUGAAGAAAUAGGCGUUCCGCUAUCUCAGCAAGAAGACAAGAAAAUCGUCGACAUUCAAGAGGUGCAGGUAUUCGAAAGCACCGAAACUAUUGAAGAGGAAAGACGCGAGGUGUCCCAGGCUAAGAAAGUGAUUCCCAUCCAAGAACCAGUCUCCACCGAAGCUACAGCAAGUCUGAAGAAAAUCGACGAAAAGCCGAAAGAGAUCAAGUCAUGGCCUGAAGAUCGGGCAAAGCCGGUAGUAGAAGAGCUAGAGAGUGUCGUAAUUUCGGAAGUGAAGACAGAAGACACGGUUCAGGACUUGGUGGUCAAGUCAUCGGAAGAGAAGCCGAAGAAGAAGAGAGUAAAAUCAGACAAGAAACAACAGGCUAUUGAAAAGGUUACAGUGACCGAGGUCAGGGUCGAGCAAGUGAUAGUAGAACAGAAGGAAGAAAUUGCCAAGGAAGUCGACGAGCUUAUGGACGUCUUAAACGCCACUGACUUUGGCCCCGGUGAGUCGCCGCUUAGGGAAUUGGCCACGAUUGGCUACCUGGUACGACAAGGUGUCUCGGUGAACGAGAUAAACGAGAGCUUGUACCAAACGGACAAGUUCCCAGCCUUGAGGACACCCGAUGCUCAGAGCGCUCUGGUUCAACUGGUCGAAAGGGAAGGCCAUGGGCCCCUGAUCACUCAAGUCUUGACUGAAGAAACAACGGCCGAUGAGAGUGUCGUUGCAGCCACUGUUGGAUUCCGAGCAUUCAUGAGAAUGGUCGAGCUCCAGCAUGCCACCGUCGAAGAAGUCAUCACCCACUUUGCUCCGGAAGACUUCCGGCCACAUGCCUGGGAGGUAACGGAAGCAACUGAGAUUAUUUCGGAGCAGCACUUUAUGCAGAGAGUAGAUGUGGAAAGAGAGGAAGUGUAUCGUAUGGAGAGAAGAGAUGAGAAGAAAUUGGUGCAAAUUCAAGAUGUUCAGGAUAUCAAAGAAUACGAGGACAUUCAUCAAGCACACACAACACUACGCAAGCGUAAAGACAAAAAACCAAAGGAACACACACCGAUCGAGGAAAGAUCACAGAAUAGGGAUGAGGGGGUUGAGAUUGUAGAAAUACACACGGACCAAAAACCGCAAGAAUCCGACGUAACGGAGGAGCAGCUGGAAAAGAUAGUCACAGUCGAGAAAGAUUCAAAAGGAAAAUCACUUCUCAAGAAGAAAAGGCGUGAUCAAGCUGAAGAAGAAGAAGAAGUCGUAGAAGAAAUUGUCACUGUCGAUAGUUCCGAGAUAACUAGAAAAACGUUGAAAACUCAAAAGCCUAACGUUGGCGAAAGUGAGCUGGAGUUAGAGGAAAUCGAAGAGUUGAUUGUCAUGCCCGAAAAAUCGAUAACCAGUCUCGUGCUUAACGUACCCAGCCAACAAAACGAAAUAGUAGGAAUUGACCAAACAACAGAACAUGCUGGCGGAAAGCCGAAUACGGAAACAGCGAAGGUUACCCUGGAUACGGUGAAUGCGAUAACCGAACAAUUUGUCCCAACUCAGGAGCAAGAGAUCGAUAAUAUUUCUCAGAUUAAACCAGACACUCGAAAGGCAUCAGUGUCCAUAUCUCCAAUGGAGCCGUAUACUGUUUAUGAGACAAAUGUUCAGACGGCUACGGGUGACAUUGCGGACAUUUUGAAACCACUCUCGUUCGAGGCUAGACCGGCAUUCACUCCAUCGGAAGGUUUGAUAGUGAGCGAGACCCUAGUAGAUACAAUGACAACAGAUUUUAACGUAAAACCGGAUGUAACUAAAAUCGCAGAGUCUUCUUUGACUUUGCACGAAGCAACGGAAGUGCGUGAGACGACAGUAAGUCAAAACGAAGUCCCGACCUCAGAUUUCAUCACUCCAAGUAUGGUCAGAGCUGAAAAUACGAUUCUGCCGCAACAAGGAUUAUCCGUGUAUGAGGUGAACGAGGGUUUGGCUGAGGAGAAACUGGAACCCCUAAAAACUGUGCCCGCUAAACCAAGGGUUCAAAUGACAUCCUCCGAACCUCUGCAAGUAGAAGAGGUUCUCGCAGAGGAUAAGCCCGGUAAGUACUACCCGGAACUGUUUGUGCCAACGGAAGUCGCGACUGAAUCCGUUAUAUCGCAACAACAGAGAAUCACGGAAGAAAUGAACGCACCGGAAAGAGAAGGGGUGUAUACCCCAGGGAGGUUGCCACCGACCCAAAAAGCUGACGUUGCUGUUUCCACUGGCGAGACAGCAGUGGUCCAAGAACAACCUGUACAGGAAAGCGAGGGCGUUUACCUGCCAGAUCGCGUUGUUGACUCUUACAACGCUAAGCCUAAAGUCAAUCUGCUUGAAAGUAUAACUGUGUCAACCGUUGACUCCCAACAACAAGAAUCGGCUCUGACGAUCGGAGAAGACAAGACGGUAACAGCCGAAUUCAAUUUCAUUGAACAGAGCUCAGUUGUCACUUCGGAAACGAUAACUUCCGAGAGAGGAAAUGAGUUACCAUUGGAGGAAAAACCCGUGUCAAAGUCAGCCGAAACAACGAUUACUUCAUUAGAGACUAGUUCGGUAUCGACGUUGAUCAUCCAAGAAUCCGAAGGGGAGUACAACCCUGAUAAAAAGCCAAGAACCGCUCUUGCGGAAACGUCGGUACGUGAAAAGGAGUACGUCGAAGUAUCUGAAAUUCAUACGGCUGAUCAACCGUCAGAUUUUACCGAUAUUCUCAAGUAUGUUACGGAAAACACAGUAGCGUCCGUCCAGGUAUCUGAGGCUAGAAUGGAUCAGGUGACUAUGAUCCAUGAACGCGAAGGUACGAUGCAAGAAAUUGUCGGACCUGAAGAACUUACCGUAGACUCUUCGUUCAACCCGGUUAAGACGUUCGAGAUAUAUGAAACGACGUCCAUAGAAAGAGAAGGGGAUUUAAAAGUUUACGAGUUGCCUGAGUCUCACAAAGGCAAACCCACGACUGAUCAUACAGUGCAAUCCCUGCUUGUAGAAGAAACUCAACCUGACUAUAACGUCGGUGUAAUUCAGGCAGAUAGUCCCAUCUCAGUGACAGCUAAGGUCAAUCAAACGAACCUUCAAGAAACUGUCACCGACGAAACGAUCGCGGAUGAAAAUCUGGCACCCGUUGAACAACACAAGACGCCUGAUGCUAAAACAGCGGAGCUGAGCAUUAAUGAAAUUGAAAGUAUUCACACAACGGAAGUCGUUGUGACUGAAAAUGAGGUGGAGGGUUCUCAAGGACUGGAUGCCAAGGAGGUGUUCGCCAGUCAAGAAUUUACCACUCAAGUUGCAAUCACGCAGGAAGAGGUGCGGACGCAGUCGCCGACGGGAGAUAUUGUGGAAGAAAGUCCGACGAAACGAACAGCAACUUCGUCGCAUCUUCCAUGGGAAAGUGCGACAGUAACGUUACAAGAAGUAGCUGAAAAAGAAGGUGUUUACAGUAAAGACGUCGGCCCUGAACAGAAGACUGCAAGCGUCGAACUUUCUGAAGGUAAAGCCAGCAUCAAUGUAACUGAAGUAAUACCACAUGAUGCUGAAAAUUUGUAUACAUCAGAUUCCAAGCCGCAAGAUUUCACCGCACAACAAUCCGUUCUUGGGCAUACCAUUGCCACAAAACUGGAGACAAUGGUUGAGCAGAGUACAGGAGAAAUGUUGGUCGAACAACCUACUGCCAAAAAGGCAAGUGAAGCUCAAGAAGCUUUCGAUGAGCUCAUUAUUACCGAGACUAAUAUUGGCGAAGGAGAAAAGCCCAGAGCAGACGAUGUGAAGCCGCUUAUGCAAACUGCGGACCUUAACGUUACAACUAGAGAAAACGUCACAGUGACCGAGGUGGUAUCGGAGCUGAAGGAAACUAUCUUGCAUACAAACGAACAACCCACUCAACGCACGGUAAAUGUGAAUCUACUUUCCGGGCACGAAGUCGCACAAACUGAAGAGACAAUUAUUUCCAACAGUGCCGACGAAUUCAAUGAAAUUAAAAUAAAAUCGGAAACUGCUAUACAAAAGCACGAUGGAUUGGAAAUAGUACAACACUCUGAAGUAGCACUAUCAGAAAAGGAAGCGCCGUUAUCCGAAGACAUCAAGCCACAGUCUAAACAAGCGGAUGUGACUUUCGAAGAAGGUAAAAGUGUCAAUAUUAUUAUACCUCACAUCGAGGAUAAAGAAGGCACUCUUGAAGAACAAGUCAGACCUCGAUCCGCUGCAGCCACGGUUGAUUUUGAAGUGCAGGGAGUUGCUACUAAGAUGGAAGUCCUAGCUGACACAGGUUUGACAGAUCUCAUAAUUGAAGAAGUGAAAGAUGCAAGUGCAAGCAAAACAUUACUACCAUUUGAAUCAGUCAUUUCAGAGGAAAUACUCACGCGGGAAAAGGAAGCACCAUUUUCGGAAGUGCAGCCAACUAUCAGAAUAGCACAACUCGAGUUUGAAGUUGGAGAAAGUCUAAUUGUCACUUCGGUGGUCAGUGGCGACAAUACAAACAUUUUAGCUGAGGCUGAAAAACCAAAAGAUCAGUCUGCUACUUUUGAUAUCUCGGCACACCCCGUUGCUGAAGUAGUAGAAACAAUCACCGAAGACAACACUGAGAAGCUGGCCAGCGAUACUGCAAAAACUGUCACGGCUACUUCUGACCACAUACCUUUCCAGAGUUUGAUUACUUCUGAGAUAUCAACGAGUGAACUGGAACAAUCACUUUCUGAUUUUGUCAAGCCAGAUGAAAAAGUACCUAGUGUUGAAUUCGAAGAAGGUAUUAGUGUCACAGUUACACAGACUUUAGCUGAGGACAAGGAACAGGAAUAUCUGGGUAAGCCCAAAAUCGAGGGACAACAAGCCAAGUCCUCAUAUGAUGCACACAGAGUUGCUGAAUCAACUGAAAUCACAACGAAUACUUACCCUGGAGACUUGGUGACCAAAAAACCGGAAUUAGUAUCAGCCAGCGAGGAACAUUUACCAUUUGAAAGCGUUGUCCAAACUGAGGCUGUGAUUUCUGAAACAGAAAUUGAUUUCACUGAAAAACCAGUGAUUGGAAAAAGCUCUGCAAGUGUUUCUUUCAACGAAAGUAUCAAUGUCACAAUCACCGAAGUUGUCUCAGAAGACAAAGAGUCUGCAUUGCAGCCUUUCGAAAAACCAACCAAGAAAACUGCCUCUGUCGAUAUUUCAACCCACUCUAUUGCCGAAAAAUCUGAAGUUAUCCCUGAUGUGGAUACUGAGAAACUAGAACAACCGCGACUAAUUACAGCUGUAGCUGUCCCGACACAAAUACCUCUUGAAAGUAUUGUUCAGUCGGAAACUCAGCCAACUGAGUCCGAAGAACCACUAUCUGAACAUAAGAAACCAUACCAGGCUACUGCAGAUUUUGCCGUUGUUGAGAAACAAAGUAUAGUAGUAUCAUCUGUAGUCUCAGAUGACAAAGAAGGCCAAUACAAACCUUCAGACCUACCUGAAACAAGAACAGCUGAUGAAAGUUUCGUUCAUACUCACACAGUUGCCCAAACGACGGAAUAUAUUAUCGACUCUAGCACAGAUACGUUAGUCAACGAAGUUUUGUCAGUUUCAACAGCUGUACCAAAUCAAGUACCAUUUAUUUCUGUACUCCAGUCACAACCGACCGUUCAGGACAAGGAGAGUCAAUUGGUUCCUGAUCUAAAACCUGAGAACAGAAUAGCAAAUGUUGACUACGAACUAGAAAAGACAGUAUCGAUUUCUGAAGUCACGUUGGGUGAUAAGGAAUUCAAUUACAAGCCUGAGCCACAACCAUGGGAACAUGUGGCAUCAUUCAAUAUCAAUCAGACACAUGAUGUUGCUGAAACGACGGCUGUUAUUGUUGAAGACUCAGUCACUGAGGUUGGUUACCAGAAGCCUGAAGUAAAAGUUGCAUUGCCCAGCCAAGAAUUGUAUGAAAGUCUCAUAAUUACCCAAGGCAUGGCAGAGGAUCAAGAAAAACCAUUUGAAGGUAAAUUUAAACCAGAAACUUUCGAUGUCAAUGUAACCGUCGAAGAAGGCAAGCGUGUCUCAAGUGUCACUGAAAUUGUGACCGACGAUAAAGAGUUACGCUUGGACGAGCUUCAAAAGCCUAAGGUUCAAAAGGCUAGACCUGAAGUAGUUUUAGGUCAUGAAGUUGCUGAAAAUACAGAGGUUAUCACCAGCAUGAAUGUAGGUGAGCUCGAAGCUAUUAAACCAGCUUCGUGCGUCGCUCAAGCGGGACAAAAACCAUUCGAGACAAUAGAAUUGACUGAAGAAAUUCUGGGAGAAAAAGAAAUAGAUCGCGUUGAGGUCAAGCCACAAACUAGCAAGGCUCAUAUUGCCUUGGAUGAAGAAAAAUCUAUUAUCAUCACAGAGACUACAACUCAAGAUAGCCAAAUUGACCUUUCAAGUGAAAUAAAGCCUCGUGAGGGGUUGGCAACAUUCUCUUACGAGGGAAAACAGGUUGCAGAACAAUCGGAAGUCGUGCCUCGCGAAGGUGUUGAAGAUAUAACACCAUUGAAAUUAGUUGAAUUUGAGGCAAGUCAAGUACAAACAACACUCGAUAGCAUAAGCGUCACAGAAGCUGUCUCUGAGGAAAUAAGCCAAGAUUUCCAAGGCAAGAUGGCGCCUAAUACCCGACGAAUUAGCGUCUCCUUUGUUGAAGGCCACAGCAUAUCUGUAACUCAAGUCAUUACUGAUGAUAAAGAAGGCCAAGUGUCUGUCAACGAAUUCAAAAGUAGUGUAGCUGCUGUAAACACAAGCCAAGUUGGCAGGGAUGUGGCUGAAAAAACAGAGAUCAUCGUCGACCAAAAUGUCGGAACGCUUAAACCAUUCGAUGCAGACAAACUGACUGCAACGUUGAAGCAAGACAUACUCGAACCAAUUGUUGUAGAAGAAGUUCCAGUAGCUGAAAGUGAAAAGCUAUUUGAUGUAUCUACAAAGAGAAAUACUACGUCCAUUGCUCCAACGUUUGAAGAAGGUCAUAGUGUUACAGUGACAGAAACUGUGUCAAGUGAGCAGGAAACUACACUCGAGGUUAAAAAGGUAUUAGAUUCUAAAGAAGCGACAAGCACUGUCGUAACAGAGCAUAGUUCAGUACAAACAACAGUAGUUGAGUCUCAAAUCGAAGUUGAGAAACGGAUUUCCGAUUUCGAUUUGAAGACUCAAACCGUCCAUGUGGGACAAGAACCUUUUGAGAGUAUAACUGUAACUGAAAGUGUGGCAGAAGAAGCUGAGAGUUCAUUUGACGGAACACUUAUGCCAGCUACUCAAACAGCUGGUAUCCACGUACAAGACGUCAAGCCGUUGCAAAUAUCAGAAAUAGUAACAGAAGAUAAGGAAGAUAAUUUUAAUAUUUCAUUAGACUAUACCAAAGGCAUAGCACAAAGAGAGUUUACCACUUUUGACAGUAUUCAAAGCUCGGAAGUUGCAACGAUACAGAAUGUUGGAGAAAUACAAGAGACAAAACGUCGGUCAUCUCAAGCAACGUUAACGCAAACCACAUUAGAAUCUGUUAUUAAUGUGGAGACGACUGUUGGAGAAAGCGAGGAAAUCUUCCAGGGCAAAUUCGAACCUAAGAAACAAAAAGGUAUGCCUGAAAUGGAAAGCUUAAGUUCGGUAAAUGUGACCGAAAUUCUAACCAACGAAACGGAGUUAGAGCUAUCAAGAUUAGAAAUGCCUAAGGAAGAAAAGGCUCAACCUAAUUUAUCUGGAAGGGAAGUAGCUGAGACACUGCAAGUGCUGACCUCAACAAAUACAGAGGAGCUGGUGAAACCGAUGAAAGCAGAAGAACGAAUGGGUCAUCCAGUAAUAGAAGAAUUAACAUCCGUCACGGUUAGUGAGGUCAUAUCGAACGAAAUCGAAAGUGUACUAGAAGAUACAGUGACUGCUAAGAAUCAAACAGCUACGCGAAAUCUAUCAGGAAGAGAAGUUGCUGAGACGACUCAAGUCUUGACAUCAACGACUACCGAAAAUCUGAUCGAGACUAAAAUGCCUAAAGCAGAAAGAGGUAGGCCACAAUUAGACGAAUUGACAUCAUUGACGAUAUCUCAAAUUGUUACGAAUGAAACAGAAGAAUCAUUGCCUAAAUCUGAAACACUUGAUAAACAAAAUGCGUCGCCGCAUAUAUCGGGCAGAGAAAUAGCCGAGACCAUACUAAUCAAUGCUAUUGACAACACGAAUGAACUCUUUACAACGGAUGCUAAAGAACAAAAAGGAAAAACGAAUUUAGAAGAGUUAGGAGCAGUUACUAUUUCUGAAGUAAUUUCCAAUGAAACCGAAGAUAUUUUGACAUUAUUGCAAGCACCCAAUGAACAGAGAGCGAUAGCUCACUUAUCUGGUCGAGGAGUGGCUGAAACAAGUCAAACUCAGACAGAAGUCCGUACUCACGAACUCGUGAAGCAUAAAACACCCGAAGAACAAAGAGGAAUGCCAAACUUGGAAGAACUAUCGUCCGUAUCGGUCUCUGAAAUUGUUUACAAUGAAAGCGAGAUUAUUUUACAAAGUGAGGAUGUACCAAAAGAGCAGAAAGCUUCUCCACUUUUGUCAAGUCGAGAGGCCGCAGAGACGGUGGAGGUUAUGACAUCUGCGAAUACAGAAACUUUGGUCAAUGUGGAACUCCCCGAAAGCAAAACAAUUAUACCAAAACAAGUUCCGUUUGAAAGCCUGGAACAAACUCAACCAAUCUUGAGAGACAGCGAGAAGCCUUUAGUCGUAGAUGAACCCAAAUCAUCCACGCAGGCAAAUGUGAGCUUCGAACUUACACAAAGUCUCAUAAUUACUCAGGUAACAGCAGAUGAGACAGAGUCGAAGGACGUAGUUAAAGGAGUUGCCAAGGAAGUAACUGCUACACCUGACAUUGUUAAACGGGAAGUUGCAUUGAAGUCAGAGAUCUUAGCAGAAGACGUUGCCUCAGAGUUUGUUACUGAUAAACCCUUAACAAAAACUGCUAAAACAGUGAAAGACGAAAAGUACGGAAUCGUAGUUACUGAACUUCAGUCGACAGGUGAAAUAGAAUCGGAAUUAAAUAAAUUUGUAGAACCUUUUGCAAAACAAGUAACUGUGUCAUUCGAAGCUGAUCAUCUGGAAAAAGUGAUAGAAACAACAGAAGCACGAGCGCAACAACACCAAACAACAUACACACACGACACUUAUACACACGAAACCCCGAAGGUAACAACCCAAUUGAAUAGUGAAUCUGAUACUGAGGUUACUGAAGAAUACACAACCAAAUUUACACGCGGAAAUGAUGAGGAAGCAACAGCAGCGAUAAAAACGAAAAGGACAACGAUCCGGAAGAAAAAACCAUCUACAAAAGAAGAUGACAAUAUUGUGGUAAUCGAAGAAGAGAUAGAAAACAUAAGGUCAGAAUUACCGACGAUACCUAAAAAACAAUUUAUGUCAAUUGAAGAGGUGACCGAUACUGGUGACAUCGAAGAGAUCAAGCCGUCAAGUGUGGAGGAGGUCAAAGAAAGUAGCGAUAUUGAAAAACCGGUAGAAGAAAUGACUUUUGACGAAAUGACCGAGAAACUCCGUACUCCAGAACAAGUCCAGCCGAUUGAACGUGAGGAAACUCGCGAACAUGUCACUGUGACGGAAGAAGUCACUCACGAAGGUAAACCUCGCAAGGUUGUCAAGAAACGAAUUGUCAAGCGCAAAGGCAAGAAGCAACAGGUCACCGAGGAAGUGACUGUCGAAGAAGAGGGAAAAGCUCCGGUCACGACCGUCACUGAGAAGCCGGUGGAAGAAGUUACUUUCGAAGAGACAACCAAGGAACAACCCGCUCCAGAACAAAUCGUGCCGAUUGAACGUGAGGAAACUCGCGAACAAGUCACCGUGACGGAAGAAGUCACUCACGAAGGCAAACCUCGCAAAGUUGUCAAGAAACGUAUUACCAAGCGCAAGGGCAAGAAGCAACAGGUCACGGAGGAAGUGACUGUCGAAGAAGACGGAAAAGCUCCAGUCACUACCGUCACUGAAAAACCGGUGGAAGAAGUCACGUUCGACGAAACAACCGGGGGACUGCCCGCUCUGGAACAAGUCAAGCCAGUUGAACGUGGGGAAACUCGCGAACAAGUCACGGUGACGGAAGAAGUCACUCACGGAGGCAAACGUCGUAAGGUUGUCAAGAAACGAAUUGUCAAGCGGAAAGGCAAGAAGCAACAGGUCACGGAGGAAGUAACUGUCGAAGAAGAGGGAAAAGCUCCAGUCACGACCGUCACUGAGAAGCCGGUGGAAGAAGUUACUUUCGGAGAGACGACCAAGGAACUACCCGCUCCAGAACAAAUCGAGCCGAUUGUACGUGAAGAAACUCGCGAACAAGUCACCGUGACGGAAGAAGUUACUCACGAAGGCAAACCUCGCAAGGUUGUCAAGAAACGAAUUGUCAAGCGCAAAGGCAAAAAGCAACAGGUCACAGAGGAAGUGACUGUCGAAGAAGAGGGAAAAGCUCCAGUCACGACCGUCACUGAGAAGCCGGUGGAAGAAGUUACUUUCGAAGAGACAACCGAGGAACUACCGGCUCCAGAACAAGUCGAGCCGAUUGUACGUGAGGAAACUCGCGAACAAGUCACCGUGACGGAAGAAGUUACUCACGAAGGCAAACCUCGCAAGGUUGUCAAGAAACGCAUCACCAAGCGCAAGGGUGAAAAGCAGCAGGUCACGGAGGAAGUGACUGUCGAAGAAGAGGGAAAAGCUCCAGUCACUACCGUCACUGAAAAACCGGUGGAAGAAGUCACUUUCGAUGAAACAACGGAGGAACUACCUGCCGUAGAACAAGUCGAGCCGAUGGAACGCCAAGAAACUCGCGAACAAGUCACUGUGACGGAAGAAGUCACUCACGAAGGUAAACCUCGCAAGGUUGUCAAGAAACGCAUCACCAAGCGCAAGGGCAAAAAACAGCAGGUCACGGAGGAAGUGACUGUCGAAGAAGAGGGAAAAGCUCCAGUCACUACCGUCACUGAGAAGCCGAUUGAAGAAGUUACUUUCGAAGAGACAACCGAGGAACUACCGGCUCCAGAACAAGUCGAGCCGAUUGUACGUGAGGAAACUCGCGAACAAGUCACCGUGACGGAAGAAGUCACUGACGAAGGUAAACCUCGCAAAGUUGUCAAGAAACGAAUUACCAAGCGCAAGGGCAAAAAGCAGCAGGUCACGGAAGAAGUGACUAUCGAAGAAGACGGAAAAGCUCCAGUCACGACCGUCACUGAGAAGCCAGUGGAAGAAGUUACUUUCGAAGAGACAACCAAGGAUCUACCGGCUCCAGAACAAGUCGAGCCGAUUGUACGUGAAGAAACUCGCGAACAAGUCACCGUGACGGAAGAAGUUACUCACGAAGGCAAACCUCGCAAGGUUGUCAAGAAACGAAUUGUCAAGCGCAAAGGCAAAAAGCAACAGGUCACGGAGGAAGUGACUGUCGAAGAAGAGGGAAAAGCUCCAGUCACUACCGUCACUGAAAAACCGGUGGAAGAAGUCACUUUCGAUGAAACAACGGAGGAACUACCUGCCGUAGAACAAGUCGAGCCGAUGGAACGCCAAGAAACUCGCGAACAAGUCACUGUGACGGAAGAAGUCACUCACGAAGGUAAACCUCGCAAAGUUGUCAAGAAACGCAUCACCAAGCGCAAGGGCAAAAAACAGCAGGUCACGGAGGAAGUGACUGUCGAAGAAGAGGGAAAAGCUCCAGUCACUACCGUCACUGAGAAGCCGAUUGAAGAAGUUACUUUCGAAGAGACAACCGAGAAACUACCCGCUCCAGAACAACUCAAGCCAAUUGAACGUGAGGAAACUCGCGAACAAGUCACCGUGACGGAAGAAGUCACUCGCGAAGGCAAACCUCGCAAGGUUAUCAAGAAACGCAUUACCAAGCGCAAGGGCAAAAAGCAGCAGAUCACGGAGGAAGUGACUGUCGAAGAAGAGGGAAAAGCCCCAGUAACGACCAUCACUGAAAAACCGGUGGAAGAAGUUACUUUCGAAGAGACAACCGAGGAACUACCGGCUCCAGAACAAGUCAAGCCGAUUGUACGUGGGGAAACUCGCGAACAAGUCACCGUGACGGAAGAAGUUACUCACGAAGGCAAACCUCGCAAGGUUGUCAAGAAACGCAUCACCAAGCGCAAGGGUAAAAAGCAGCAGGUCACGGAGGAAGUGACUGUCGAAGAAGAGGGAAAAGCUCCAGUCACUACCGUCACUGAAAAACCGGUGGAAGAAGUCACUUUCGAUGAAACAACGGAGGAACUACCUGCCGUAGAACAAGUCGAGCCGAUGGAACGCCAAGAAACUCGCGAACAAGUCACUGUGACGGAAGAAGUCACUCACGAAGGUAAACCUCGCAAGGUUGUCAAGAAACGCAUCACCAAGCGCAAGGGCAAAAAACAGCAGGUCACGGAGGAAGUGACCGUCGAAGAAGAGGGAAAAGCUCCAGUCACAACCGUCAUUGAGAAGCCGAUUGAAGAAGUUACUUUCGAAGAGACAACCGAGGAACUACCCGCUCCAGAACAAGUCAAGCCAAUUGAACGUGAGGAAACUCGCGAACAAGUUACCGUGACGGAAGAAGUCACCCACGAAGGUAAACCUCGCAAGGUUGUCAAGAAACGCAUCACCAAGCGCAAGGGCAAAAAGCAGCAGGUUACGGAGGAAGUGACUGUCGAAGAAGACGGAAAAGCCCCAGUAACGACCGUCACGGAAAAGCCGGUGGAAGAAGUCACUUUUGAUGAAACAACCGAGGAACUACUCGCUCCAUAUCAAGUCGAGCCGAUUGAACGUGAGGAAACUCGCGAACAAGUCACCGUGACGGAAGAAGUCACUCACGAAGGCAAACCUCGCAAGGUUAUCAAGAAACGCAUUACCAAGCGCAAGGGCAAAAACCAGCAGAUCACGGAGGAAGUGACUGUCGAAGAAGAGGGAAAAGCCCCAGUAACGACCAUCACUGAAAAACCGGUGGAAGAAGUUACUUUCAAAGAGACAACCAAGGAACUACCGGCUCCAGAACAAGUCGAGCCGAUUGUACGUGAGGAAACUCGCGAACAAGUCACCGUGACGGAAGAAGUCACUGACGAAGGUAAACCUCGCAAAGUUGUCAAGAAACGCAUCACCAAGCGCAAGGGCAAAAAGCAGCAGGUCACGGAGGAAGUGACUGUCGAAGAAGAGGGAAAAGCCCCGGUAACGACCGUCACGGAAAAGCCGGUGGAAGAAGUCACUUUUGAUGAAACAACCGAGGAACUACCCGCUCCAUAUCAAGUCGAGCCGAUUGAACGUGAGGAAACUCGCGAACAAGUCACCGUGACGGAAGAAGUCACUCACGAAGGCAAACCUCGCAAGGUUGUCAAGAAACGCAUUACCAAGCGCAAGGGCAAAAAGCAGCAGAUCACGGAGGAAGUGACUGUCGAAGAAGAGGGAAAAGCCCCAGUAACGACCAUCACUGAAAAACCGGUGGAAGAAGUCACAUUCGAUGAAACAACCGAUGAACUACCCGCCACAGAACAAGUCGUGCCGAUUGAACGUGAGGAAACUCGCGAACAAGUCACCGUGACGGAAGAAGUCACUCACAAAGGCAAACCUCGCAAGGUUGUCAAGAAACGAAUUGUCAAGCGCAAAGGCAAAAAGCAACAGGUCACGGAGGAAGUGACAGUCGAAGAAGAGGGAAAAGCUCCAGUCACGACCGUCACUGAGAAGCCGGUGGAAGAAGUUACUUUCGAAGAGACAACCGAGGAACUACCGGCUCCAGAACAAGUCGAGCCGAUUGUACGUGAGGAAACUCGCAAACAAAUCACCGUGACGGAAGAAGUUACUCACGAAGGCAAACCUCGCAAGGUUGUCAAGAAACGAAUUGUCAAGCGCAAAGGCAAAAAGCAACAGGUCACGGAGGAAGUGACUGUCGAAGAAGAGGGAAAAGCUCCAGUCACGACCGUCACUGAGAAGCCAGUGGAAGAAGUUACUUUCGAAGAGACAACCGAGGAUCUACCGGCUCCAGAACAAGUCGAGCCGAUUGUACGUGAGGAAACUCGCGAACAAGUCACCGUGACGGAAGAAGUUACUCACGAAGGCAAACCUCGCAAGGUUGUCAAGAAACGAAUUGUCAAGCGCAAAGGCAAAAAGCAACAGGUCACGGAGAAAGUGACUGUCGAAGAAGAGGGAAAAGCUCCAGUCACGACCGUCACUGAGAAGCCAGUGGAAGAAGUUACUUUCGAAGAGACAACCGAGGAACUACCGGCUCCAGAACAAGUCGAGCCGAUUGUACGUGAGGAAACUCGCGAACAAGUCACCGUGACGGAAGAAGUCACUGACGAAGGUAAACCUCGCAAAGUUGUCAAGAAACGAAUUACCAAGCGCAAGGGCAAAAAGCAGCAGGUCACGGAAGAAGUGACUAUCGAAGAAGACGGAAAAGCCCCAGUAACAACCGUCACUGAAAAACCGGUGGAAGAAGUCACGUUCGAUGGAAUAACCGAGGAACUACCUGCCUCAGAACAAGUCGAGCCGAUUGAAUGUGAGGAAACUCGCGAACAAGUCACCGUGACGGAAGAAGUCACUCACGAAGGUCAACCUCGCAAGGUUGUGAAGAAACGAAUUGUCAAGCGCAAAGGCAAAAAGCAACAGGUCACGGAGGUAGUGACAGUCGAAGAAGACGGAAAAGCCCCAGUAACGACCGUCACUGAAAAACCGGUGGAAGAAGUGACAUUCGAUGAAACAACCGAGGAACUACCCGCCCCAGAACAAGUUGAGCCGAUUAAACGUGAGGAAACUCGCGAACAAGUCACCGUGAUGGAAGAAGUUACUCACGAAGGCAAACCUCGCAAGGUUGUCAAGAAACGAAUUGUCAAGCGCAAAGGCAAAAAGCAACAGGUCACGGAGGAAGUGACUGUCGAAGAAGAGGGAAAAGCUCCAGUCACGACCGUCACUGAGAAGCCAGUGGAAGAAGUUACUUUCGAAGAGACAACCGAGGAUCUACCGGCUCCAGAACAAGUCGAGCCGAUUGUACGUGAGGAAACUCGCGAACAAGUCACCGUGACGGAAGAAGUUACUCACGAAGGCAAACCUCGCAAGGUUGUCAAGAAACGAAUUGUCAAGCGCAAAGGCAAAAAGCAACAGGUCAUGGAAGAAGUGACUGUCGAAGAAGAGGGAAAAGCUCCAGUCACGACCGUCACUGAGAAGCCAGUGGAAGAAGUUACUUUCGAAGAGACAACCGAGGAACUACCGGCUCCAGAACAAGUCGAGCCGAUUGUACGUGAGGAAACUCGCGAACAAGUCACCGUGACGGAAGAAGUUACUCACGAAGGCAAACCUCGCAAGGUUGUCAAGAAACGAAUUGUCAAGCGCAAAGGCAAAAAGCAACAGGUCACGGAGGAAGUGACUGUCGAAGAAGAGGGAAAAGCUCCAGUCACGACCGUCACUGAGAAGCCAGUGGAAGAAGUUACUUUCGAAGAGACAACCGAGGAACUACCGGCUCCAGAACAAGUCGAGCCGAUUGUACGUGAGGAAACUCGCGAACAAGUCACCGUGAUGGAAGAAGUUACUCACGAAGGCAAACCUCGCAAGGUUGUCAAGAAACGAAUUGUCAAGCGCAAAGGCAAAAAGCAACAGGUCACGGAGGAAGUGACUGUCGAAGAAGAGGGAAAAGCUCCAGUCACGACCGUCACUGAGAAGCCAGUGGAAGAAGUUACUUUCGAAGAGACAACCGAGGAUCUACCGGCUCCAGAACAAGUCGAGCCGAUUGUACGUGAGGUAACUCGCGAACAAGUCACCGUGACGGAAGAAGUUACUCACGAAGGCAAACCUCGCAAGGUUGUCAAGAAACGAAUUGUCAAGCGCAAAGGCAAAAAGCAACAGGUCAUGGAAGAAGUGACUGUCGAAGAAGAGGGAAAAGCUCCAGUCACGACCGUCACUGAGAAGCCAGUGGAAGAAGUUACUUUCGAAGAGACAACCGAGGAACUACCGGCUCCAGAACAAGUCGAGCCGAUUGUACGUGAGGAAACUCGCGAACAAGUCACCGUGACGGAAGAAGUCACUGACGAAGGUAAACCUCGCAAAGUUGUCAAGAAACGAAUUACCAAGCGCAAGGGCAAAAAGCAGCAGGUCACGGAAGAAGUGACUAUUGAAGAAGACGGAAAAGUUCCAGUCACGACCGUCACUGAGAAGCCAGUGGAAGAAGUUACUUUCGAAGAGACAACCGAGGAUCUACCGGCUCCAGAACAAGUCGAGCCGAUUGUACGUGAGGAAACUCGCGAACAAGUCACCGUGACGGAAGAAGUUACUCACGAAGGCAAACCUCGCAAGGUUGUCAAGAAACGAAUUGUCAAGCGCAAAGGCAAAAAGCAACAGGUCACGGAGGAAGUGACUGUCGAAGAAGAGGGAAAAGCUCCAGUCACGACCGUCACUGAGAAGCCAGUGGAAGAAGUUACUUUCGAAGAGACAACCGAGGAACUACCGGCUCCAGAACAAGUCGAGCCGAUUGUACGUGAGGAAACUCGCGAACAAGUCACCGUGACGGAAGAAGUCACUGACGAAGGUAAACCUCGCAAAGUUGUCAAGAAUCGAAUUACCAAGCGCAAGGGCAAAAAGCAGCAGGUCACGGAAGAAGUGACUAUCGAAGAAGACGGAAAAGCCCCAGUAACAACCGUCACUGAAAAACCGGUGGAAGAAGUCACGUUCGAUGGAAUAACCGAGGAACUACCUGCCUCAGAACAAGUCGAGCCGAUUGAAUGUGAGGAAACUCGCGAACAAGUCACCGUGACGGAAGAAGUUACUCACGAAGGCAAACCUCGCAAGGUUGUCAAGAAACGAAUUGUCAAGCGCAAAGGCAAAAAGCAACAGGUCACGGAGGUAGUGACAGUCGAAGAAGACGGAAAAGCCCCAGUAACGACCGUCACUGAAAAACCGGUGGAAGAAGUGACAUUCGAUGAAACAACCGAGGAACUACCCGCCCCAGAACAAGUUGAGCCGAUUAAACGUGAGGAAACUCGCGAACAAGUCACCGUGACGGAAGAAGUUACUCACGAAGGCAAACCUCGCAAGGUUGUCAAGAAACGAAUUGUCAAGCGCAAAGGCAAAAAGCAACAGGUCACGGAGGAAGUGACUGUCGAAGAAGAGGGAAAAGCUCCAGUCACGACCGUCACUGAAAAGCCAGUGGAAGAAGUUACUUUCGAAGAGACAACCGAGGAUCUACCGGCUCCAGAACAAGUCGAGCCGAUUGUACGUGAGGAAACUCGCGAACAAGUCACCGUGACGGAAGAAGUUACUCACGAAGGCAAACCUCGCAAGGUUGUCAAGAAACGAAUUGUCAAGCGCAAAGGCAAAAAGCAACAGGUCACGGAAGAAGUGACUGUCGAAGAAGAGGGAAAAGCUCCAGUCACGACCGUCACUGAGAAGCCAGUGGAAGAAGUUACUUUCGAAGAGACAACCGAGGAACUACCGGCUCCAGAACAAGUCGAGCCGAUUGUACGUGAGGAAACUCGCGAACAAGUCACCGUGACGGAAGAAGUCACUGACGAAGGUAAACCUCGCAAAGUUGUCAAGAAACGAAUUACCAAGCGCAAGGGCAAAAAGCAGCAGGUCACGGAAGAAGUGACUAUCGAAGAAGACGGAAAAGCCCCAGUAACAACCGUCACUGAAAAACCGGUGGAAGAAGUUACUUUCGAAGAGACAACCGAGGAACUACCGGCUCCAGAACAAGUCGAGCCGAUUGUACGUGAGGAAACUCGCGAACAAGUCACCGUGACGGAAGAAGUCACUCACGAAGGUCAACCUCGCAAGGUUGUGAAGAAACGAAUUGUCAAGCGCAAAGGCAAAAAGCAACAGGUCACGGAGGUAGUGACAGUCGAAGAAGAGGGUAAAGCUCCAGUCACGACCGUCACUGAAAAGCCGGUGGAAGAAGUUACUUUCGAAGAGACAACCGAGGAACUACCGGCUCCAGAACAAGUUGAGCCGAUCGAACGUGAGGAAACUCGCGAACAAGUCACUGUGACGGAAGAAGUUACUCACGAAGGUAAACCUCGCAAGGUUGUCAAGAAACGCAUCACCAAGCGCAAGGGCAAAAAGCAGCAGGUCACGGAAGAAGUGACUGUCGAAGAAGAGGGAAAAGCUCCAGUCACGACUGUCACUGAAAAACCGGUGGAAGAAGUGACAUUCGAUGAAACAACCGAGGAACUACCCGCCCCAGAACAAGUUGAGCCGAUUGAACGUGAGGAAACUCGCGAACAAGUCACUGUGACGGAAGAAGUCACUCACGAAGGUAAACCUCGCAAGGUUGUCAAGAAGCGCAUUACCAAGCGCAAGGGCAAAAAGCAGCACGUCACGGAGGAAGUGACUGUCGAAGAAGAGGGAAAAGCCCCGGUAACGACCGUCACGGAAAAGCCGGUGGAAGAAGUCACUUUUGAUGAAACAACCGAGGAACUACCCGCUCCAUAUCAAGUCGAGCCGAUUGAACGUGAGGAAACUCGCGAACAAGUCACCGUGACGGAGGAAGUCACUCACGAAGGCAAACCUCGCAAGGUUGUCAAGAAACGCAUUACCAAGCGCAAGGGCAAAAAGCAGCAGAUCACGGAGGAAGUGACUGUCGAAGAAGAGGGAAAAGCCCCAGUAACGACCAUCACUGAAAAACCGGUGGAAGAAGUCACAUUCGAUGAAACAACCGAUGAACUACCCGCCCCAGAACAAGUCGUGCCGAUUGAACGUGAGGAAACUCGCGAACAAGUUACCGUGACGGAAGAAGUCACCCACGAAGGUAAACCUCGCAAGGUUGUCAAGAAACGCAUCACCAAGCGCAAGGGCAAAAAGCAGCAGGUUACGGAGGAAGUGACUGUCGAAGAAGACGGAAAAGCCCCAGUAACGACCGUCACUGAAAAACCGGUGGAAGAAGUGACAUUCGAUGAAACAACCGAGGAACUACCCGCCCCAGAACAAGUUGAGCCGAUGGAACGUGAGGAAACUCGCGAACAAGUCACUGUGACGGAAGAAGUCACUCACGAAGGUAAACCUCGCAAGGUUGUCAAGAAGCGCAUUACCAAGCGCAAGGGCAAAAAGCAGCACGUCACGGAGGAAGUGACUGUCGAAGAAGAGGGAAAAGCCCCGGUAACGACCGUCACGGAAAAGCCGGUGGAAGAAGUCACUUUUGAUGAAACAACCGAGGAACUACCCGCUCCAUAUCAAGUCGAGCCGAUUGAACGUGAGGAAACUCGCGAACAAGUCACCGUGACGGAGGAAGUCACUCACGAAGGCAAACCUCGCAAGGUUGUCAAGAAACGCAUCACCAAGCGCAAGGGCAAAAAGCAGCAGGUUACGGAGGAAGUGACUGUCGAAGAAGACGGAAAAGCCCCAGUAACGACCGUCACUGAAAAACCGGUGGAAGAAGUGACAUUCGAUGAAACAACCGAGGAACUACCCGCCCCAGAACAAGUUGAGCCGAUGGAACGUGAGGAAACUCGCGAACAAGUCACUGUGACGGAAGAAGUCACUCACGAAGGUAAACCUCGCAAGGUUGUCAAGAAGCGCAUUACCAAGCGCAAGGGCAAAAAGCAGCACGUCACGGAGGAAGUGACUGUCGAAGAAGAGGGAAAAGCCCCGGUAACGACCGUCACGGAAAAGCCGGUGGAAGAAGUCACUUUUGAUGAAACAACCGAGGAACUACCCGCUCCAUAUCAAGUCGAGCCGAUUGAACGUGAGGAAACUCGCGAACAAGUCACCGUGACGGAGGAAGUCACUCACGAAGGCAAACCUCGCAAGGUUGUCAAGAAACGCAUUACCAAGCGCAAGGGCAAAAAGCAGCAGAUCACGGAGGAAGUGACUGUCGAAGAAGAGGGAAAAGCCCCAGUAACGACCAUCACUGAAAAACCGGUGGAAGAAGUCACAUUCGAUGAAACAACCGAUGAACUACCCGCCCCAGAACAAGUCGUGCCGAUUGAACGUGAGGAAACUCGCGAACAAGUUACUGUGACGGAAGAAGUCACUGACGAAGGCAAACCUCGCAAGGUUGUCAAGAAACGCAUCACCAAGCGCAAGGGCAAAAAGCAGCAGGUCACGGAGGAAGUGACUGUCGAAGAAGAGGGAAAAGCUCCAGUCACGACCGUCACUGAAAAGCCGAUUGAAGAAGUUACUUCCGAAGAGACAACCGAGGAACUACCCGCUCCAGAACAAGUCAAGCCGAUUGAACGUGAGGAAACUCGCGAACAAGUCACCGUGACGGAAGAAGUCACUCACGAAGGUAAACCUCGCAAGGUGUUCAAGAAACGCAUCACCAAGCGCAAGGGCAAAAAGCAGCAGGUCACGGAGGAAGUGACUGUCGAAGAAGAGGGAAAAGCUCCAAUCACUACCGUCACUGAAAAUCCGGUGGAAGAAGUCGCUUUCGAUGAAACAACGGAGGAACUUCCUGCCGUAAAACAAGUCGAGCCGAUGGAACGCGAAGAAACUCGCGAACAAGUCACUGUGACGGAAGAAGUCACUCACGAAGGUAAACCUCGCAAGGUUGUCAAGAAGCGCAUUACCAAGCGCAAGGGCAAAAAGCAGCAGAUCACGGAGGAAGUGACUGUUGAAGAAGAGGGCAAAGCCCCAGUAACGACCGUCACUGAAAAACCGGUGGAAGAAGUCACAUUUGAUGAAACAACCGAGGAACUACCCGCCCCAGAACAAGUCGAGCCGAUUGAACGUGAGGAAACUUGCGAACAAGUCACCGUGGCGGAAGAAGUCACUCACGAAGGUAAACCUCGCAAGGUUGUCAAGAAACGCAUUAUCAAGCGCAAGGGCAAAAAGCAGCAGGUCACGGAGGAAGUGACUGUCGAAGAAGAGGGAAAAGCCCCAGUAACGACCGUCACUGAAAAUCCGGUGGAAGAAGUUACUUUCGACGAAACAACCGAGGAACUACCCGCUUCAGAACAAGUCAAGCCGAACGAACCUGAGGAAACUCGCGAACAAGUUACUGUGACGGAAGAAGUCACUGACGAAGGCAAACCUCGCAAGGUUGUCAAGAAACGAAUUGUCAAGCGCAAAGGCAAGAAGCAACAGGUCACGGAGGAAGUAACUGUCGAAGAAGAAGGAAAAGCUCCAGUCACUACGGUAGUUGAAAUACCUGCAAAUGAAACAGAUGAUUCCGAUCCAUCUCCCGUCUCCGAGUCCAGUCUACUGUUGAAGAAGUUCCCGAAGAAAACACUCAAAACACUUACGAAAAUCGAAAUGAUAGAACAAGUAUCAUCGAAGCCCAAAAUAAGCUCUCUAGAAGUACCUUUGUUCGCUCAGGUCAAACUGAAAAAAGUGCCCACCUCACGGAAACCACAGGAUAAAAGCGAGAAAGGGAAACUUCCCCGAGUUUUGUUGCGUAGUCGUAUAGUGGCACACGAAUGGCCUCCAACUCUCCAGUAUCCAUCAAUCACACAAAUCGAACCGAAUUAUAUACAAAAUGGUAUUCUCUCACGUAACGUUGAAGAUGCAUUAAAGCUCAAGAAGAUAACACAUAAGAAGAAAAAGCCGUCCGAUAAAGAUCUGACAGAAUUAGAAAAGCUGGACUUGGAAUUCGAUGAACUCAAAAAAGUUCCUUUGGAAAAAAUUGAAGAUAAAUCUGUCUACAAACGCAAGCCGAAAUCAAAGCUUGUGGAAGAAGAUGAGCCUGACAAACUCAAGAUUAGAAAAGGUCAUGUACCUGCUAGAGAAGAAAUCGAGAACGAAAAGAUAUCUUUGAAGAAAGUUGAUAAAGAAGCACCCAUCCAGACGGAAGAGUCGCAAUUGGUACCCAACAGGAAACAAAAACCAGUCAAAAAUACAGAAAAUACAGAAGAUCGUGAUCAGCCGGAAGUCAGUCUUUUUGAACCCUAUGAUAUCGAAUUUAGUAAGCCUGAAAUGGAAGAAAGGGAACGUCUCUCAAGUCCCGAAAUUGAUAACUCUCAACCCAAGCUCUCAGUCAAAAAGAAAUCCAAACGUACUCCAAAGAAAUCGGACCAAGAUAUCGAGACAAUCCCAAUCAUUCCCGGCACUCCGACGAAAACAGAACCUGAAGAAACUUCUGACAUCGUACUCAAAAGCCGACAGGGUACGAAGCCUGACGAAGAGCCUGAGGUCAUUAAUCUGAAGCCUUGGAAAAAAGCUGAAGUGCCUGUAAAAGCGGAAAAAUCAGAUGACGAACCUCUUGUAUUUAUGUCUCGGGAUGAUGAUGUUACAGAAUCUGUUGAUACAAUUACGACACAGUACGUUGAAGAUUCACCUGACAAACCACUAAAAAGGAUAACCAAGAAGAAGAUUAUUCGAAAACGAGGCAAAGGUAAGCCACAAAUUACGGAAGAAUUGAUUGUCGAAGAAGAAGGCAAGGAACCAAAUACUGUAGUUACCGCAAUUGAUGAAGUCCUCGAUGACGAAACAUCGACACCUCUUCUCGAACCAACUCCUGAACAGGAAACUACAAAGAUAAUUGAAGAAAUUCAUGAAGAAGUUAAGGUAACUGAAACAGUGACUGAACAUGGUCACCCCAAGAAAGUGAUCAAAAAGCGUAGCAAGAUAAUGCGAGAUGGUUGUAAACGGAUCGUCAACGAAAUGACCGUUGAAGAAGAAGGCAAAGAACCAGUCGUUGUAAGUGUUGAACUACCUGAAGAUACGGUUGAUGAUGUCACUCAACCUCUCUCAGUUUAUGAACCCAAAGCCAAGCAGAAACCGAUUACAAAAAAGAAAGUCAAAAAGUCAGCCAACAUACCAGCUGAUAAGGUUGUAGAUGCGGAGUUGCUGAAAGCGAAUCUAAAGCCGCAAUUGAUGACGAUCGAAAUCACUGAACAAAAGCCGCUCAAGCCGAAAGUCAUUGCACCAGAAGUACCUUUAUUCGCCCAAGUCAAGCUGAAAAAGACGCCUUCUACUAAAAAACCAAGAGAUGAGAAACAGAAGGUCAAACUUCCGAAAGUUUUAUUACGUAGUCGCAUCAUAGAUCACGAGUGGCCACCAAGUCUACAGUAUCCCUUGAUCGCAACUAUCGAACCCAAUUACAUUCAAAAUGGUAUUCUUUCACGUAAUGUUGAAGAUGCCUUGAAGCUCAAGAAGAUAAAACACAAGAAGAGGAAACCACAUGAUAAAGAUUUGACGGAAUUAGAAAAGUUGGACUUGGAAUUUGACGAACUCAAAAAAGUUCCCUUGGAAAAAAUUGAAGAUAAAUCUAUCUAUGAGCGCAAGCCCAAGCCAAACGUGGCAGAAGAAGAUAAGCCCGACAGGCUCAAAAUUGGGAAAGGUACGGUACCUCCUAGAGACGAAAUUGUGGACGAAAAGAUAUCCUUGAAAAAAGUCGACCAAAAAGCACCCAUUCAGCCGGAAGAGGUGCAAUUGAUACCUAAAACAAAAGAUAAACCAGAUAAGAAGACGAAAGGUACCAAAGAUCGUGAUCAGCCGGAACUCUCUCCUUUCGAACCUUACGAUAUUGAUUUCAAUCAACCUGAGUUGGAAGACAGGGAAGCCCUUUCAAGUCCUGAAAAAGAGGAAUCGCAGCCCAAGAUUCCAGCUAAGAAGAAAUCUAAGCGUACUGCGAAAAAACCAGAGCAAGAUAACGAAUCGAUUCCGAUUAUCCCUGGAAUUCCCAAAGAAGAGGAAUCUGAAGCAAUACCUGAUAUAAGACUCAAGAGUCGACAGGGUGAAAAGCCCGAAGAAGAGGCAGAGCCGGUGAAACUCAAGCCAUGGAAAAAAACCGAUGAGCCCAAGGAUUUAGAAAUGCCCGACGACAAACCUCUCGAAUUUGCUCCUCGAGAUGAUGAUGUUACAGAAUCAGUUGAUAUCAUUACAACGAAGUACACAGAAGACGCACCUCACAAGAAACCAAAGAAGAUUACAUUAAAAAAGACCAUAAAAAAAAGGGGAAAAGAAAGGCCGAUAAUCACUGAAGAAAGAACAGUUGAAGAAGAAGGCAAAGAGCCGAUCACUAUGGUCAGGGCAAUUGACGAAGUGCUCGUUGACGAAACAACGACACCUCUUUCAGACCAGUUCCCUGAAGGACAGAUACCAUCCAUCAUUGAAGAAAUUCACGAAGAAGUUAGGGUAACUGAAGUAGUAACGGAAGAAGGGAAGCCCAAAAAAAUCACUAAAAAACGUCGUAAAGUAACACAAGGCAAUAAAAAACACCUUACUGAAGAAACAACUGUCGAAGAAGAAGGUAAAAAGCCAGUUACCACAGUAACUGAGAUUCCUGAAGACACAAUACCACUCACACACAAAAAAUCGAAACACACAAAACCAACACAACUCAAAGACGUUGAUCAGAGAACCAAAGAUGAAUCUAAGGAGGUUCUUCAUAAGGUGGAAGUACUUGUUACCGGGGAAGAAGAAAUCGUUGAAAUCAUUGAAACUCCUACGCGGAAAACGAUCAAAAGAAAAAAGAAGCCAAUUAAAGAUGAUGCUCCUGAAGAGGUAGUUGAAGAGGUGAUUGAGAAACCAAUAGAGGAAACCACUCUUAUGGAAGAACAACAGAUUGUCGAAAUUGUAGAAACCCCAACACGAAAGGUUAUCAAGAAGAAAAAGGCUAUUGUCCGAGACGAUGGCGUUCCAGAUGAAGUCGUUGAAGAAAUCGUAAUCGAGAAGCCUGCCGAAGAAAAGGCAAAGCCUAUUGUCGAAGAUGAGGAGACUCUCCAGAUCACAGAAGUAGAUGUGAAGAAGGCAGGGAAGAAAAAGCCAACCAAAAAGACAGUCGUGGAAGAAGAGGAGAUUAUUGAAACGAUUGAAACUCCAACAACAAAAACAAUCAAAAAGAAGAAAAAGCCAACCAAAGAAGGUGCGCCUGAGGAAGUUAUCGAAGAAGUUAUCGAGAAACCACUCGAGGAGACCACAGUGAUGGAGGAACAACAGAUUGUGGAAAUCGUGGAGACCCCGACAAGAAAGGUUAUAAAGAAAAAGAAGGCUAUUGUCCGAGACGAUGGAGUUCCAGAUGAAGUCGUUGAAGAAAUCGUAAUCGAGAAACCUGUUGAAGAAAAGGCAAAGCCUAUUGUCGAAGAUGAGGAGACUCUCCAGAUUACAGAAAUAGAUGUGAAGAAGGCGCCGAAGAAAAAACCAAUCAAAAAGACGGUCGUGGAAGAAGAAGAGAUUAUUGAGACGAUUGAAACUCCAACAACAAAAACAAUCAAAAAGAAGAAGAAGCCAACCAAAGAAGGUGCGCCUGAGGAGGUUAUCGAAGAAGUUAUUGAAAAGCCACUCGAGGAGACCACAGUGAUGGAGGAACAACAGAUUGUCGAAAUCGUGGAGACCCCGACAAGAAAGGUUAUAAAGAAAAAGAAGGCUGUUGUCCAAGACGAUGGCGUUCCAGAUGAAGUCGUUGAAGAAAUCGUAAUCGAGAAGCCUGUUGAAGAAAAGGCAAAGCCUAUUGUCGAAGAUGAGGAGACCAUCCAGAUCACGGAAGCAGAUGUGAAGAAGGCACCGAAGAAAAAACCAAUCAAAAAGACGGUCGUGGAAGAAGAGGAGAUUAUUGAAACGAUUGAAACUCCAACAACAAAAACAAUCAAAAAGAAGAAGAAGCCAACAAAGGAAGGUGCGUCUGAGGAGGUUAUCGAAGAAGUUAUUGAGAAACCAGUCGAGGAGACCAUAGUGAUGGAGGAACAACAGAUUGUGGAAAUCGUGGAGACGCCGACAAGAAAGGUUAUAAAGAAAAAGAAAGCUAUUGUCAGAGACGACGGCGUUCCAGACGAAAUCGUUGAAGAAAUCAUAAUCGAGAAGCCCACUGAAGAAAAGGCGAAGCCUAUUGUCGAAGAUGAGGAGACUAUCCAGAUCACAGAAGUAGAUGUGAAGAAGGCACCGAAGAAAAAACCAACCAAAAAGACGGUCGUGGAAGAAGAGGAGAUUAUUGAAACGAUUGAAACUCCAACAACGAAAACAAUCAAAAAGAAGAAGAAGCCAACAAAGGAAGGUGCGCCUGAGGAGGUUAUUGAAGAAGUUAUUGAGAAGCCACUCGAGGAGACCACAGUGAUGGAGGAACAACAGAUUGUGGAAAUCGUGGAAACCCCGACAAGAAAGGUGAUAAAGAAAAAGAAGGCUGUUGUCCGAGAUGAUGGCGUUCCAGAUGAAGUCGUUGAAGAAAUCGUAAUCGAGAAGCCCACUGAAGAAAAGGCGAAGCCUAUUGUCGAAGAUGAGGAGACUAUCCAGAUCACAGAAGUAGAUGUGAAGAAGGCACCGAAGAAAAAACCAACCAAAAAGACGGUCGUGGAAGAAGAGGAGAUUAUUGAAACGAUUGAAACUCCAACAACAAAAACAAUCAAAAAGAAGAAGAAGCCAACAAAGGAAGGUGCGCCUGAGGAGGUUAUUGAAGAAGUUAUUGAAAAGCCACUCGAAGAGACCACAGUGAUGGAGGAACAACAGAUUGUGGAAAUCGUGGAGACCCCGACAAGAAAGGUUAUAAAGAAAAAGAAGGCUAUUGUCCGAGACGAUGGAGUUCCAGAUGAAGUCGUUGAAGAAAUCGUAAUCGAGAAGCCUGCCGAAGAAAAGGCGAAACCUAUUGUCGAAGAUGAGGAGACCAUCCAGAUCACAGAAGUAAAUGUGAAGAAGGCGCCGAAGAAAAAGUCAAUCAAAAAGACGGUCGUGGAAGAAGAGAUUAUUGAAACGAUUGAAACUCCAACAACAAAAACAAUCAAAAAGAAGAAGAAGCCAACCAAGGAAGGUGCGCCUGAGGAGUUUAUUGAAGAAGUUAUUGAAAAGCCACUCGAGGAGACCACAGUGAUGGAAGAACAACAGAUUGUGGAAAUUGUGGAGACGCCGACAAGAACGGUUAUAAAGAAAAAGAAGGCUGUUAUCCGAGAUGAUGGCGUUCCAGAUGAAGUCGUUGAAGAAAUCGUAAUCGAGAAGCCUGCGGAAAAGAAGGCCAAGCCUGUUAUCGAAGAUGAUGAGACCGUCCAGAUUACAGAAGUAGAGGUGAUGAAAGUUCCUGAUAAGAAGAAGAAACCAAGAACCUCUAACGAAAAGCAGUCUUCAGAAGUUGUCCAAGAUAUGGUUCUAGAAGAACCUUUCAGAGAGACAGCUACACAGAAUAUUCUUUCAAAAGAGAGUAUCGAGACGACGGAAGUCGUCCUUGGGACGUCUACACAAGAAUUACCUGAAGACGAAAAACCAAGUCAAGAAGCAGCCAUUCCAAUUGAAGAUCAGCCUGAUAAGGUCACAAUCACUGAAGUUUCUAUCAAAAAAGCGCCCAAGAAAACAAAUCAGCCUAAAGCGUCUCAGGUAGAGCAGCCUGCUGAGAUUGUUGAGGACGUUACAACUGAAAAACCAACAGAAGAACAAGCUACGCCGGAUAUUUUUACGAAAGAGAGUAUCGAAACAACUGAGGUUGUUCUGGGCUCGUCUACGCAUGAAUUACCGGAGGAUGAAAAACCGAGCCAAGGAACAGCCAAGCCAGUUGAAGACCAGCCCCAAAAGGUCGAGAUCACUGAAGUGCCUGUUAAGAAAGCGCCCAAGAAAACGAAGAAAUCUAAAGCGUCAGAGGUAGAGCAGCCUGCUGAAGUUGUUGAGGAUGUUACAACUGAAAAGCCGACAGAAGAACAAGCUACGGAAACCAUUUUACCCAAAGAGAGUAUUGAAACAACUGAAGUUAUUCUGGAAACGUCUACUCAAGAAUUACCUGAGGGCGAAAAACCGAACCAAGAAACAGCCAAGCCAGUUGAAGAGCAGCCCCACAAGGUCGAGAUCAAUGAAGUCCCUGUUAAGAAAGCGCCCAAGAAAACGAAGAAAUCUAAAGCGUCAGAGGUGGAGCAGCCUGCUGAGGUUGUUGCGGACGUUACAACUGAAAAGCCGACAGAAGAACAAGCUACGGAAAACAUUUUACCCAAAGAGAGUAUUGAAACAACUGAGGUUGUUCUGGGAACGUCUACCCAAGAAUUACCGGAAGACGAAAAACCGAGCCAAGAAACAGCCAAGCCAGUUGAAGACCAGCCUGAUAAGGUCGAGAUAACUGAAGUCCCUGUCAAGAAAGCGCCCAAGAAAACGAAAAAAUCUAAAGCGUCAGAGUUGGAGCAGCCUGCUGAAGUUGUUCAGGACGUUACAACUGAAAAGCCAACAGAAGAACAAGCUACGGAAGACAUUUUCCCUAAAGAAAGUAUUGAAACAACUGAGGUUAUUCUAGGAACGUCUACUCAAGAAUUACCCAAAGACGAAAAACCGAGCCAAGAAACAGCCAUGACAGUUGAAGACCAGCCUGAGAAAGUCACGAUCAGUGAAGUGCCCGUUAAGAAAGCGCCCAAGAAAACAAAGAAAUCUAAAGCAUCAGAGGUGGAACAGCCUACUGAAGUUGUUGAGGACGUUACAAAUGAAAAGCCGACAGAAGAACAAGCCACGGAAGACAUUUUCCCCAAAGAGAGUAUUGAAACAACUGAGGUUGUUCUGGGAACGUCUACUCAAGAAUUACCCGAAGACGAAAAACCGAGCCAAGAAACAGCGAUGCCAAUUGAAGACCAGCCUGAGAAGGUCACGAUCAGUGAAGUGCCCGUUAAGAAAGCGCCCAAGAAAACAAAGAAAUCUAAAGCAUCAGAGGUGGAACAGCCUACUGAAGUUGUUGAGGACGUUACAAAUGAAAAGCCGACAGAAGAACAAGCCACGGAAGACAUUUUCCCCAAAGAAAGUAUUGAAACAACUGAGGUUAUUCUAGGAACGUCUACUCAAGAAUUACCCGAAGACGAAAAACCGAGCCAAGAAACAGCGAUGCCAGUUGAAGACCAGCCUGAUAAGGUCGAGAUAACUGAAGUCCCUGUCAAGAAAGCGCCCAAGAAAACCAAGAAAUCUAAAGCGUCAGAGGUGGAGCAGCCUGCUGAAGUUGUUGAGGAUGUUAUAACUGAAAAGCCAACAGAAGAACAAAAACCUUCUGAGGCGCCCGCUGAGGAAAAACCAGACGACUUUAUUGGUGAAAAAGUCAUUGAGCCUUCCGAAGAGCUUCCGGCAAAAAAAGUAUUAAAAAAGAAGAAGAAGAAAACAUCUCCGAAAAAAGAGGAUAUUGAAUGGGUUGAACCAGAACCAUACGAAAGACCAGUUCUUGAGCCGAUGCCGGAGAAGAUUCAGUGGGAGCCCAGAUCAAAGACUGAAAAGAAACCUCAGCUUCCAAAGCUGCAAAAAUUAGUGCCACAAAAAAUCGAACGAACUGAAGUAAAUCAACCAACAAAACUGAAAUUUUUACGACCAGAAGAUGAGCAGCCACAAUUCGCAACAAUCAAAUUGAAAAAGGCAGCAAUACCCAAAAAGAAGGAAUCGAAGGGCGUGGUCAUUCCAAAAAUACUUCUUCGUAGUCGAAUUACUUUCAUAGAUGAUUAUCCGCCCCAAUUACAAAAACCAAAACUUGAUACCCUUGAAGAAAAUCCAGUUCAAUGUGGGAUUCUGUCCAGAAAUACGAAAGAGGCACUUAAAGUGCUAAAACCAAAACAAAAGAAAGUCAAAUUCACAGAAAAGAAUGAGAUAGACCUGGAGAAAUUAGAUCAAGAAUUUGAAGAAUUGAAAAAAGUACCGUUAGAAGAGAUUGAGGAUAAAUCUGUCUACGAGCGUCAACCGAAGAAACCAAAGGAAAAGUCAGAAGAACCACAACCACUACGUGUCGGUAAGGGUCAAGUUUUAACAUCAGAAGAACCGGAAAUCGAGAAAAUAAAAUUGAAACAGAUACCAGAAAAAAUAGUUGAAGAUAUCAAAGAAAUAAAGAAAGAACCUGUCAAAGAGGAACCUACAGAAGGAACCCUUGUAAAAGAAACACCUAAACCGCAUACAACAUUAGAACAUGACGAUUUCAAUCCACUUGAUUUCGAGCACCCGCAGAUCGAAAAAUAUGUUCCUGACGAAAUUGAACACCCUGCAAAACUUGAGCCCGAGCCUGAACAAAGGCAGCAUCCAAAGCAAAAGAAAACAAAGCCAGAUCAAGAUAUUGAACAGAUUCCUCUAAUAAAAGGUAAACCCAAAUCUGAUGCCCCAGAGGAAGGACCAGAUGUUACAUUUAGAAUACCAACCUCUGAAAAGCCAGAGGAAGAACCAGAAACCAUCAAGUUGAAGGGCUGGCAGAAAAACAAACCUGAUAAGGAAGAAGUAGAAGGUCUUCCAGGUGAUACGGCUGAACCAACGAAAAAAGUUCCAGUAGAUGAUGAAAGACCUGAAGACGAAGUAAAACAAGAAGAUGAAGAAGUUUCGCCGAAAGUUACUCUGAAGAAGAAGCCGAAGAAAAAACCUAUGGAAGAAGAGGAAGAACCUGAAGAAGUUUCGCAGGAGGUAACCCUGAAAAAGAAGCCGAAGAAAAAACCUGUGAAAGAAGAGGCCAGUGACGAAGUGACGAUCAAGAAGCCUGUUCCAGAGGAUGUGAAACAGGAAGAACCAGAAGAAGUUUCGCAGGAAGUAAUUCUGAAGAAGAAGCCGAAGAAAAAACCUGUGGAAGAAGAGGCCAGUCACGAAGUGACGAUCAAGAAGCCUGUUCCAGAGGAUGUGAAACAAGAAGAACCUGAAGAAGUUUCGCAGGAAGUAACUCUGAAGAAAAAGCCAAAGAAAAAACCUGUGGAAGAAGAGGCCAGUGACGAAGUGACGAUCAAGAAACCUGUUCCAGAGGACGUGAAACAAGAAGAACCUGAAGAAGUUUCGCAGGAAGUAACUCUGAAGAAGAAGCCAAAGAAAAAACCUAUGGAAGAAGAGGCCAGUGACGAAGUGACGAUCAAGAAGCCUGUUCCAGAGGAUGUGAAACAGGAAGAACCUGAAGAAGUUUCGCAGGAAGUAAUUCUGAAGAAGAAGCCAAAGAAAAAACCUGUGGAAGAAGAGGCCAGUGACGAAGUGACGAUCAAGAAGCCUGUUCCAGAGGAUGUGAAACGAGAAGAACCUGAAGAACUUUCGCAGGAAGUAACUCUGAAGAAAAAGCCGAAGAAAAAACCUGUGGAAGAAGAGGCCAGUGACGAAGUGACGAUCAAGAAACCUGUUCCAGAGGACGUGAAACAGGAAGAACCUGAAGAAGUUUCGCAGGAAGUAAUUCUAAAGAAGAAGCCUAAGAAAAAACCUGUGGAAGAAGAGGCCAGUGACGAAGUGACGAUCAAGAAGCCUGUUCCAGAGGAUGUGAAUCGAGAAGAACCUGAAGAAGUUUCGCAGGAAGUAACUCUGAAGAAAAAGCCGAAGAAAAAACCUGUGGAAGAAGAGGCCAGUGACGAAGUGACGAUCAAGAAACCUGUUCCAGAGGACGUGAAACAGGAAGAACCUGAAGAAGUUUCGCAGGAAGUAACUCUGAAGAAGAAGCCUAAGAAAAAACCUGUGGAAGAAGCGGCCAGUGACGAAGUGACGAUCAAGAAGCCUGUUCCAGAGGAUGUGAAACAGGAAGAACCUGAAGAAGUUUCGCAGGAAGUAAUUCUGAAGAAGAAGCCAAAGAAAAAACCUGUGGAAGAAGAGGCCAGUGACGAAGUGACGAUCAAGAAGCCUGUUCCAGAGGAUGUGAAACGAGAAGAACCUGAAGAAGUUUCGCAGGAAGUAACUCUGAAGAAAAAGCCGAAGAAAAAACCUGUGGAAGAAGAGGCCAGUGACGAAGUGACGAUCAAGAAGCCUGUUCCAGAGGAUGUGAAACAGGAAGAACCUGAAGAAGUUUCGCAGGAAGUAAUUCUGAAGAAGAAGCCAAAGAAAAAACCUGUGGAAGAAGAGGCCAGUGACGAAGUGACGAUCAAGAAGCCUGUUCCAGAGGAUGUGAAACGAGAAGAACCUGAAGAAGUUUCGCAGGAAGUAACUCUGAAGAAAAAGCCGAAGAAAAAACCUGUGGAAGAAGAGGCCAGUGACGAAGUGACGAUCAAGAAGCCUGUUCCAGAGGAUGUGAAACAGGAAGAACCUGAAGAAGUUUCGCAGGAAGUAAUUCUGAAGAAGAAGCCAAAGAAAAAACCUGUGGAAGAAGAGGCCAGUGACGAAGUGACGAUCAAGAAGCCUGUGCCUGAGGAUGUGAAACAAGAAGAACCUGAAGAAGUUUCGCAGCAGGUAACCCUGAAGAAGAAAACUAAGAAAAAGCCUGUGGAAGAGGAGGCCAGUGACGAAGUGACGAUCAAGAAGCCUGUGCCUGAGGAUGUGAAACAAGAAGAACCUGAAGAAGUUUCGCAGCAGGUAACCCUGAAGAAGAAAACGAAGAAAAAGCCUGUGGAAGAGGAGGCCAGUGACGAAGUGACGAUCAAGAAGCCUGUGCCUGAGGAUGUGAAACAAGAAGAACCUGAAGAAGUUUCGCAGCAGGUAACCCUGAAGAAGAAAACGAAGAAAAAGCCUGUGGAAGAGGAGGCCAGUGACGAAGUGACGAUCAAGAAGCCUGUGCCUGAGGAUGUGAAACAAGAAGAACCUGAAGAAGUUUCGCAGCAGGUAACCCUGAAGAAGAAAACGAAGAAAAAGCCUGUGGAAGAGGAGGCCAGUGACGAAGUGACGAUCAAGAAGCCUGUGCCUGAGGAUGUGAAACAAGAAGAACCUGAAGAAGUUUCGCAGCAGGUAACCCUGAAGAAGAAAACGAAGAAAAAGCCUGUGGAAGAGGAGGCCAGUGACGAAGUGACGAUCAAGAAGCCUGUGCCUGAGGAUGUGAAACAAGAAGAACCUGAAGAAGUUUCGCAGCAGGUAACCCUGAAGAAGAAAACGAAGAAAAAGCCUGUGGAAGAGGAGGCCAGUGACGAAGUGACGAUCAAGAAGCCUGUGCCUGAGGAUGUGAAACAAGAAGAACCUGAAGAAGUUUCGCAGCAGGUAACCCUGAAGAAGAAAACGAAGAAAAAGCCUGUGGAAGAGGAGGCUAGUGACGAAGUGACGAUCAAGAAGUCUGUGCCUGAGGAUGUGAAACAAGAAGAACCUGAAGAAGUUUCGCAGCAGGUAACGCUGAAGAAGAAAACGAAGAAAAAGCCUGUGGAAGAGGAGGCCAGUGACGAAGUCACGAUCAAGAAGCCUGUUCCACAGGAUGUACAACAAAAAGAAACGGAAGAAGUCUCGCAGCAGGUAACUCUCAAGAAGCCUAAAAAGAAAUCUAUCGAAGAAGAGGCCGAAGAGUUGACUAUACGCAAACUUGAAGAAAUCGAAAAUAUACAACGCGAAGAAGAAGUUGUUGAAGAAUUUACUAUAAAAAGAAGGCCGCCCAAAACCUUACCGAAACCUAUCGAAGAAAUAUACGAAGAUGUUACGUUACGUAAACUAAGGCCAAAGCGAAAACCCAGACCAGAUGUUAAGGAGAUAACUGAAGUCGAGAAUGUCACCUUCAGACCUCGCACUACAAAAACAAAAGAGGAUGUUGAACAAGAAUUCAAAAUCUCUCUAAACACCUACGAGGAAGAAGAUAUCACAAUGUCUGGGAAAGUUCGUCUAAAACCAAAACAUCGUCCACUCACAUAUUCCGAAGAAGCGGGAGAGGAAACGAUUCGUAUUAUGCAAGAAGUCGAAGAUGACGGUGGGCCGAUCAUUGAAGAGAUUAUUGACGACAGUGAAGAAGAAGUCAAGGAUGAAUAUAGUAUAGAAGAACUGGACGUUGAUGAAUUCAACUUACCUCUGAAGCGCAAAACCAAAAAGAAGCAGAGGCCUUAUUCUGUUGAAGAAAUUGAAGAGAAUGACGUCAAUCUAAAAUUAAAACGUGAUCGAAAAUACUCGUAUGAGGAAACAGACGAAUCAUUAGCUUUGAAACUGAAGGCAAGAAGACGUGUAUCCACUUACGACGAAGAAGAAGCAACUCUAAGUAUUACGAAAGAAGGGAACAUAUCAGAAGAGGAUGAAACGGAAUACGUUGUCCGGAACGGAGACAUGAUGUUCUCAAUAUGCUCAUAUGUUGCUGAAACCGAUGAAGCCAUCAACUUGGUCGAAGGAGAGAAAGUCUACAUCAUUGAACAUACCAAUUCGGACUGGUGGUUUGUUAAAAAGCAUUUGACUGAAGAAAAAGGCUGGGUGCCGGCACAGUAUCUUCUUAACGGACCACAGUACACAAUUUAUCUUCAGCGUAAGCUACACGAGAAAAUCGACAAGUUACCAGUCUUCGAAAAACCUGGCCCUGGAGAAAAGGCAUCUGCACCGAGAUUUAUUGAAAAACUCCAACCAAAACAUACCCCAGAUGGUUAUACAGUUCAAUUUGAAUGCCAAGUGGAAGGAAUACCACGUCCACAAAUCACGUGGUUCCGUCAAACAGCCAUUAUCAAACCAUCGCCAGACUUCCAGAUUUACUACGACGAUGAUAACGUCGCGACCCUCAUUAUUCGCGAAGUCUUCCCUGAAGAUGCCGGAACAUUUACUUGUGUAGCCAAGAACGCUGCAGGAUUCGCUUCAAGUACCACGGAACUGAUUGUUGAAGCACCGUUAUCUGACCACGGAUCAGAUAUGACUGGCUUAUCCAGGAAGAGCCUCUCAAGGGAAUCUUCGCUUGCUGACAUCUUGGAAGGUAUACCACCGACCUUCUCUCGUAAACCAAAGGCAAAAUGUGUUAACACGGGAGACGAUGUGGUAUUGGAAUGCCGUUUAGUCGCCGUCCCCGAACCGGAAAUAACUUGGUACUACGAGGAAACUGAAAUUACGACAAAGGAUAAUGUGACUGUCGUCACCGAAAGUGAUAUGCACAUGUAUUGUAGCGUAAUGAAGAUCACGAAAGUGAAGAAAACUCAAGAGGGUCGCUAUAAAAUCGUGGCUAAGAAUAGAGAGGGAGAAGCAACUAUCGAAAUACCAUUGAAGGUUCAAACUGGUGAAAAAGAACCACCUGAAAUCUUGGAACCGUUGAAACCUUACGUCAUUCGCGAAGGGGAAACAGUGGUGCUCUUCACUCAGAUCAUAGGUAAUCCAAAACCACAGCUUACUUGGUACAAGGACGGGAAACCUUUGAAGGGAGUUACCGCUAAGCGAGAGGGCGACACCACUACAUUGACCUUGAUCCAACCGAAGCUGCAUGAUACCGGCGAAUACUCUGUAAUUGCUAAAAAUGAACGAGGAACGGCCGAAACGCGUGCAACGCUAACAGUCGAAGAAACUCCAAGUGGUGCUCCAGAACCACCGUUGUUUACUGAACGGUUCCAAGAACAGACUGUUCCCGAGAAGGGUUCCGUUAAAUUGACAGCUAAAGUAACUGGAAAUCCUGUACCAGAAAUUACCUGGUUGAGAAAUAACAAGCCCCUGGAACCAUCUUCAAACGUCAAGGAAACUUACGACGGAGAAAACAUCACCCUUGAAAUUAAGAAUGCAGACUCUGAAGUUGACGCUGGCGAUUAUAAGUGCAUCGCCAGUAAUCCAGUUGGAAAAACAUCGCAUGGAGCUAAGAUCACCGUGGAUGUUGACAAAGUCAUCUUCACUAAGAACCUUGAAGAGAACGUUCAAGUCGACGAGUAUAGACCGCUUGAACUUACUUGCGAAACUUCACAUACCGUUUCGACAACUUGGUGGCACAAUGAAAAGGAAAUCAGUGGCAUGGAUCACAGAGAAAUUAUCCAGGAAGGACGGUCUCAUAGAUUACAUAUAAAGAAAACUAGCCCUACAGAUGAAGGCGUUUACAAGUGUACCGUCAAACAACAGAGUACAUCCAGCACUGUGGUGAUCAGAGCCACAAAACCAGAAUUUGUAAGGAAACUCCAAGACUUCGAGGUGAAGGAACGUGACGUAGCGAUUCUUGAAGUUGAAAUAACUUCACAAACGGCUGAAGUUACCUGGCAUAAAGAUGGCGAACCACUCAAGCCGAAAAAACAGAAACUUGAAUUUGUUAAGGAUGGCACUGUAAGGAAACUUCUGAUUAGAAGCACUUCGGUGCACGAUGAAGGAGAAUACACGUGUUCCUUAUUAGACCAAGAGUGCACAGCAGAAGUUACCGUCGUUGAACUGCCACCAGAAAUUAUCACCAAAAUGCAGGACGUCACUAUAGCUAAAGGAGAAAAAGCUAUGUUUGAAAUUGAACUAACUAAAGGUGAUGCAUUGGUUCGCUGGUUCAAGGACGGUGAAGAAUUACAGUUUUCCGAACACGUCCAACUAUCCAUCGAUGGCAAGAGACAGAAACUUAAAAUUUACAAGUCAGAGCUCACCGACGCAGGAGUAUACUCUUGCCAAGUCGGUGAACAAACUUCGAAAGCAAAAUUGACGGUUGAAGAGCCUGGAGUAGAUUUCAUAACCAGAUUACCAGACGUUACACUGGUACCAUUGAAUUCAGAUGCCCCAUUCGUUAUUGAACUCUCGAGACCAAAUGUACCGGUAAAAUGGUUCAAGAAAGGAAAAGAAAUUAAGGAAUCACCGAAAUAUAUCAUCAUAGACGAGGGUACGGUGAAAAAGUUGAUUGUCAAGAAAUGUACUAUUGAAGAUACUAUGGAAUACAGUGCGGUGGCAAUGAAUAUGAAAACAUCGUCAAAAAUGAAAGUCGAAGUGGUUGAAACGCCACCAAAAAUAAGCAUGGACGCGCCCAAAGAGUACCGUGUCAAGAAAGACGACGACGUCAAUAUUACUGUCAAAUACACUGCCACGCCUAAACCUACAACCGAAUGGUCAGUCAACGGCAAGGUAGUUCCCAAAUCGAAACGAAUUACGCCCACUACUGAUGAUGAAUCAGCAACUCUGACCAUCAAAAAAGUGCAGGAAGACGAUAUCGGUAAUUACAAAUUGAAAUUGACCAAUGGCUGUGGAGAAGCCAGCACUGACAUCAAACUCAUCAUUAUGCAGGUGCCAAGUACACCAGGUAUUCCAGAACUCCUGGAAGUGACUGACGACAGCAUAACUCUUCACUGGAAAGCGCCUGACUUUGAUGGAAACACUCCGAUUACCGAAUACAUUCUCGAGUACCACGAUCGAGAUGACUUCUCAUGGAUCAGGAAUUCGCAAAAGAUCAUAGAAACAACCCACAAGGUAACGGAACUGGUGACAAAUAAGGAAUAUAUGUUCCGCGUGACAGCUGUGAACACUGUCGGUCCUAGCGACCCGUCCCAUAACACGAGGUACUUGAAGAUCGCGAAGCCUGUGGCAGCUGAAGCACCAGUAAUUUUAGAGCCACUGAACAGCGUUACAACUGGAUUGAAGCAAACCGUAUCUCUAUCCUGUGUAAUCGGUGGAAUUCCAACACCUAAGAUCACAUGGAUGAAAAAUGGAAAUCCGUUUAAGAAUGCCAAUAUCACGUAUGAAAAUCGGGUGGCAAAGUAUACCAUUAAAGAAACAACAGAAACUUCGGGCGCUACCUUUACCGUUAAAGCUGAAAACGAUGCUGGAACGGCCGAGACAACGUGUGAACUUAAAAUACAGGAGCCUCCUACCCUGAAUUUCGAUGAAACCUUGGCGACUCAACAACUGCGAGUAACAAGCCAGUGGAAAAUAAAUGUCGAAGCUGCAGGAUUCCCGCAGCCGCAAAUUUCGUGGAUCAAAAAUGGAAAGACGAUCACAGAGAAACAAGUUUCAGUUUACAACGAAGAAACAACUUCAACGAUCACGAUAUAUUCAGUAGUACGAGAAGAUACAGGAACUUACACAGUUACAGCAUCCAAUGAAGCGGGUAGCACGUCCGUCGAAAUGUACCUCCGAGUCAUAGACAAGCCAAGCAAACCACGUGGUCCCAUAGUAAUGCGAGACAUCAGACAAGACCAAAUCACCAUAGAGUGGAAACCACCUGCAGAUGACGGAGGUCUCGAGCUUAGUAAAUACACGAUCGAAAAGUGUGAGCCGGAAAAAAUGGUGUGGAUGAAGGUAUCUGACGUCGAAAAGGACGCUGAGUCUUAUUGCAUACAAAAAUUGCAGCAAGAUUCGGAAUACUUGUUCCGAGUUGUCGCUAAAAACCCUGUCGGAUCGUCAGAACCACUGGAAUCGGAACCAGUCGCGAUUAAACCUUCAUUCGAAAAACCAGGACCACCCCGAGGACCUCUCGACGUCUCGGGAAUGACGAAAACUUCCUUCACCAUAAAGUGGCAGCCACCAGAGAAUGACGGAGGUUCGCCGAUCAUAGAGUACAUUGUCGAGAUGAAGGAAGUAUCUAAGAAAGCAUGGCAGAAGAUCGGCAGCACACAGGGAGAGAUGACAAAUAUUAUCGUGUCAGAUGUCAAGACAGACACUUCCUACAACUUUAGAAUAACCGCACGUAACAGUAUAGGUAGCGGACCACCAUAUUUACCAGAAGAGCCCAUCACAGCUGGUAAACGCAUCACACCACCUUCAUGCCCGCUGAACCUACAAGUGACUGGUAUAACUAGUCGAAGUGCAACCCUGACAUGGGCGCCACCAGCCAGCACAGGAGGAACAGAGCUUACAGGCUACGUGGUCGAGAAGAGAACAAUGAGUGGUAAGGGUGCGAAGUGGAGCAAAAUAAUCACGCUUGACGCUACAACGCAUCAACAUUGCAUCGAGAAUCUCAAAGAGAGUGAAUUCAUGUUCAGAGUAUUUGCUGAAAAUAGCAUAGGCUUGAGUACACCGGCAACAUCGGAAGCCGUUACUCUGAAAACACAUGCAACUGUCCCGUCACCUCCAACGGCGCCACUCGAAAUCCGGCAAAUUGCUGGAAACACGAUAGUCAUCGAAUGGGGCAGACCAGAGUCCGACGGCGGCGCACCGUUGGAGGGUUAUAAAAUCGCUAUUAGAGAUGUAAAGAAGACAAUGUGGAUGGAGGUUGGACGAGUUAACGCAGACAUCCAGAAGCUCACCAUCAAAGACCUUCAGGAGAACCAUGAGUAUCUGAUCAGAAUCUUUGCCAGAAACGAAGUGGGUCACAGCGAGCCAUUGGAGUCUGAAGAACCAUUCAAAGUCUUACCUGCUUCUGAAUUGUCGGUCAUCGAACCAGUUGCAGAAGCAACUGAUAGAGGAGAAACAGCCUCUCUGAGUUAUAGUACAGAAAACACAAGUUCCUGGCUCAGAGAACACAAUAUGGAUGCCGAUAUUCAUUCUUAUGCAAGAUUACGCCUACUACGGAAGGAUGAGUACUUCUUCAGGAUAUGGCAUUACGCUAAUCAACUCUUUAAAUAAGCAUUUCUUUCGUACCUAAUGAAAAUAGUUGUGAUCUUGUAUUGCAAUCAGAAUCAACUGACAAAGCCAUAUCUACUAAAUGAAUGUUUUCGCCAACGGGGGCAAUGAAACAUUUAAUCAUCAAAUCCUUCAUUGUCACUGUUGCAAUACAAAAUCCAUGUUCACGUAGACAAACGUCGGAAAUAACCGACAACCUGAGAAUGUAAAUAUUUUUUAAAGGACCAAUCUUGAGAAUUUUCUGACUUUUACCGACUAGAAAUAAAAAACGAAACUUCUGCAACUCGCCGGAUACUUUAAUCAUCUAAAAGGCUUAGGAGUUGCAGGUAAUUUUUAUAAUCGUUGAAAAAAUUGAAUAUUUUAUUAAUAUUUAUAGAAAAUUUACCACAAUAUUCAGACGAUGGACGUGUAUCUAUGAAGACUUGAAGAUUACGUUCGAGGUCUACAUUGAUAUAUAUAUUCGCUGACAGUUACUUGCAAACAGAUAAGACCUAAACUUCGUGAAGCUCUAUAUACGCAGAGCGUUGGUCUGUCAAAAAAACUGAAAAAAGCAUGAGGACAUUAGCAAAUACCUUAUGACUCGAGCCCGAAAAUACAAAUUUAAUUAUUAUCCCCGAGACUUAAUAAAUAUAACGAGUGCAAGAGUGAUAAAUGUGUACUAGCUUUGCACAGACAUAUGUUAUUAUGAGAGUUAGCGUGUUUGCGAAUUAUGAGGGAAAAUUAUUGUAAAGUAUGUACAAUGGUUAUUGGAUAAACCACAUUUUAUUUAUAUAUUGGACAUGAAAAUUAUUAUUAUUACAAUUACUAAGUUCGUAAUCGAGGAUAAGUUUGUGAGAAUUAUAUUAAGUAUUUAUUAUAAUAACAGUAAACACAUAUAUAUGUUGCUUUAUACUUAAGUAUAAACAUAUUAUACGAAUCUUAUUAUAUUUUUAAGAAAACGAUAGAAAAUGGUGAUAUGCCACGUAUGAUUGGUAAUAGAGACGUAAAUAUAGGUGCUUCAACAUCAAAGCAUUAACCAAUCUUACGUCGCAUGCCCAUAAUUAUGAACAAUGUAAAAAUGUAUUACAUGUUAACAAUAAAUUGAACUUCAAAA